GGAUUACAAGCGCAGCGAGCGGAGGAGGAGGCGGGUCAGCCAGCCGGGAGCGAGCGCUGGUGCGGCUCCCCAAUCUGCCGCCACCUCAGGCUCCCCUGCCUCGCUUGCCCUGCCAGGUCCCUCUCUCGCGAGCGCGUGGGAAGGAGAGACCCUCGACGGGACCCCCAGCCCUGCUGCUGCUGGAGGCGCCCAGCGCAUUCCCGAAUUUGAGGGCAUCGCUUUGGCUCUCCUCGCUGCUGCUUCCCCUCCCUCCCGAUCCCGCUCUCCCCCCAACAUCCCCAAACCGCCUCUCCUUCUCGUUCGCCUCCUCUCCCCCCCGCCCCCCACCCCCGUUUCAUUUCUUCCUUGGAAGCGAGCGGAGGCAACCCGGCGUGGAGGAGGAUGACAAAGAUGAUGAUGUGGAAGAGAUGGAGAUGAAGCAGACUAUGCAGAUCCGGGGACUCCUGUUGCUGCUGCCGGCACUAUGGGCUCUCCUUCUGCGGGACGUCGCGGCUGUCACAGGUAAGGCGGAGAAGGCAUGGCUGACCCCAUGGACUUACUUGGCUGGUUGCUACUCUCCUCCCCGCGCUCCCUCUCCGGACUCGUUGGGGAUGCCUCUCCUCACCUCCCACCCCAACUUUGUCCCUGUGGGAGCCCUUGCUCAGGUCUGACCUCUUGCGCGGAUCUGGUCUAAAAAUGCCCUCUUGAUUUGAUCCAGAAAUGGGAAUCCCUCCGCCUCGCGCGCGCCCAACCCCGUCCUUUGCUGGCUUGUUCGGGCGGUUCAGCAGACAAACAAACAAAACCCCUCGCGUUGACAGUUCACUUUUUCUCCCGGAAGGGACUCCCGGGAAGAGUUAGGAACAAGAGCUGGCUGCCACUCUUAAGUACAGCGGCCAUACAUCCCAGUGUGUUGUGGAGCUGGUCUAAAUCAGAGUUGCUGGUCUGAGCCGAAACAAAUUACAGAACAUAAUUGGGGGAAUGUGUCUCUUCCCCACCCCUUACUUUCUUUGUCGAGUAUCCUUUAUUUGGAUUGUGUAUUGUUAUUAUUUCAUUUUCCACCUUGUUGCUGUGCACAUCAAUAGUAUCUGCAGCAGAGUCAAGCUUGUAGUUCUUCUAUUUUCUGAAUUUGACUCGCUUCCCCACGGCCCCUUGCUAUCUGCAGAAAGCCAGCUCUUCCAAAGAGAAUGAAUGCAGUCUUGGAGCUGUCACGAUUUCAGAUCUCACACCCCUGUUGUGAAAUAUGAUCUCUUCACCUAAGUGCCUUAAGCGCCUCAUUACUUUUCCAGAGGUCCUGAGUGAGGGCACAGCAACACUUACUGGCCCCAAGGGGACUGCUCUGAGGCUGGCAUAUUUGGAGGUGGAGGGGAAAGUCAGAAAAUCUCAGAUUGGAUUGACAUUCCUUGAAGCCAUAUUUUGGCAGCUAAUCUAUGGAGUGCAUCUGUUUUGAAAUAUUCAUGUCUUUAAAAGACCACUUGCUUUGACUGGCGUAAUAAUCACUGGAAAUUUUGAUCUUAGGGUUUGCUUAUUGAGCAGGCACUUUAAAUGUGUGUAAGGCUUUUGCCACCUAAUUAAUAAAAAUAACUUAUAUUUUUGUAUUUCAAUAUUGACCUCCUUGUUCUGUGUAACUUCUCCUUUUUCUGUGUAACCAUGCGUUCAUCAUUAUAGCAAGAUAUCUGUGAGAUACACACACACACACCAGUGAUAAAAAAACUUUGGGAAACUUAAAAUCCCCAUGUGUGCUCAUUGAGUAUUCAUUGUAUUCAUAGGGUAUUUUGGGAAUGCACAGUGUUCUGUCUAUUGUGACCCAUUUGGUGAUGGCAUAAAAAGAGACAUUCCUGCAAUCGCAGAAUAUUUCCAUUGCAGCAAUAUUUCCUCCUUUAUUUAACAUAACAUAAUCCUAAAUACUCUUACUAGGGAGUCCUAGCGAGCCCAGUCAGAACUCACCGGUACUUCUGAGAAAACAUACAUAGAGUUACAUGGUUAGUAUACAUCAUGAAGGUAAAGUGGUUAUUCAUUUCUACAGGUAUCUCAUGAUUUCACCUCCAAUAGACAUAGUUGGUUGGGGAGACAACUGGAAGGAUUCCAAACAUUUAUAUUGAGAAUUCAUCUUCCUGUGGAAUUGAACUAGCCUAAAUAAAGCACUAAUGAGUGAAACUGAAUAUGUGGCAUGUUGUCACAAGGUGCAGUUUCUCAGUGUUGCUUGAUAGGACGGGAGCCCACCUGUAGGUGAAUCUGAUGCUCUUGGCUGGGCUAGUUAUUUGACUUCAGGUUUCUAGCUCCUGAUCUGAAGACACAGCAAGGUACAUUAACAGAUCCAGGACACCUGCUGACUCCAGCCUUGAUAACUGUGAUGAUCCAUUUUCCCCACUAUUGUACUGGAAUAGGAGUUACUCUCCCUGAAUGAUGUCUAGUGUCGUCGUGUUCUGUCUGGGCCAUGAGCUGACAGUUUUAGGUGGGAGCUGUCAGGCAUCAGUUUCCAGGCUUAGGUGCUUUGUGUGCUUGAAGGCUGGAGUCAAUAUAAAUCAAAGUUGUCCAUUGGCUGAGCGAGCAUAAGUAGAUGAGAGUAAAAAGACAACAGAGGCUAGGCUGGAAGACAAACCUAAUACACUGGCACCACAUUGACAGUACCCUAUGGUGCCAUGUUUUCAGUUCCCUAUGAUAUAAAGUUGACAGCAUCAUAACCAGAAACAAAACUGACCAGCAUUAUAUACAAUUCCCAGCCAAUCAGAGUCUGCAAAUGUUCUUUAAAAUAUGGAAAGGUGAGAAAAGUCUGUGGCAGGAGUGAAUGGCCUGUGGCCCUCCAUAUGUUGUUGAACUACAACUCCCAUCAUCUUUAACUAUUGGCCAUGCUGACUAGGGCUGGUGGGAGUUGGAGUUCUAUGACAUCCAGAGAGCCACAGGUUAGGCACCCCUGGCUAUGGUCCUUUCCAAGUUCCAGGUUUGUUGUGGACCAGUUCAGUCAUUACAGCAGUUAUCCAGAACCUGUAGGAAAUGCUGCUGCUGCUGCUGACUAUGCAUGGUGGCUAUCAUGCUGUACAAUGUGCCCCUUUGCAUGAAGAGCCUCCAUGUCAGGAGCAAGAUAGUCCAAUGGUUCUAGCAUGGAGCCCAUAUUCAUUGACAUAACAAACAGCUCCCAUAUGUUAUGGUCAUGAUGUGGAGCCCCCAACUCUGAAUUCCCCUCUACAGUGUACACAAAGGAUCUGGAGCUCUGGUCUUGCACACUUGGUAUCUGAGAGAAAAGAUUGCUCUCCCAUGCAGACAUGUUUCUCCAGUUUCCCAUUUUCCUCCCUUAAGAAUGCAUUUUGGAUUCCUUUUCUGGCAGUAAUCUGCAUUCUCAGAGAAUUAAAGUUAACAAGCUGCCGUGCAAAAGAACUUAGCAGCACUGGGUUGUUGUCAAGAUAGCAUAUCGUUUCUGGAAAGAAAUAGAUGUCUGUUCCCUAAUUGUCUUGGGAACAGUGGAUGAUUAAAGGCAGAGACCCAUAGGAACCAGGCCUGGCAAGCAAGUACAACUCACAGGGUGUUCCCAGUGCUAUACUGUUUCCUGCUGAGCAUUUGUCAGGGACGGUGGUGAAAUGUAGAAUGUCUCUUCCCCAGUCAUGCCAUUUCCUCCUUUCAUGACAAGACACACUUCGCAGUUGGGCAGGAUUUUCUGCCCACAUUGGACCCAAAAGGUGGAGCAGCCCAGCUAACUUCCCAGGCUGCCAAGUUGUCAGCUGAACUAACAGAGAAAGCCAUCCCGGUUUGCGAGGAAUGUUUAUUAUGUUUCCUACAUAAUAUAAUUGUAUACAGUUACAUAAUUGUUGUCAAUUCUCUAAGCAGCUGCCAUCUGGCUAGGAAAGGUAGGUGGCUAAGAGCCACACUGCUUCUUGAGUCCAAAUCUGUAAGAAUUGCGAAGCUCCAUCUCCUAAUUGAGCAACAUCUUUUGAUUUCCAUAAUCAUUACAUUGUGAAGAGACGUUAAUGACUAGGUUUUAAUUAUCUCUGUGCGUAAGAGCUUAAUUAGGUAACAAUCAGGGUUGGAAAUUGGGAAUAUAUAUGUGUUUGUGUGUGCAUGUGUGCACACUCAAUAUAUAUUAAAAUUAAUCCCUGUUCUUUCCAAACCUUCCUAUCUCUUAACCAUUUGUCCUUUUCCUUUCAUCAAGAGCCAAAAGAAGACUAAAGCCAAUUGGUCCCUUAAAAAUUCCUGCUCUCUGCGCAAAAUCCAUCCUCCUUGUACUUUGCCUAGUACACUCCUUCAAAUGUGACUUGCACUGUGAUUUCUUGGAACCACAGCAGAGGGUGGGAAUGUAAAUCUUAAGUUGCCUCCCAGAUAUAUCAAUGCUUGUGUGUUAUUAACCCUGUUAGCCAAGUGCAUUACUAAAAGCUGAGCAGUCUUGUUGCCACAGGGUGCUGCCUACAUUUCAUAAGACUGCUUGUCAUGUCAUGCGUGUGUUUUAGGUGUAUGUGGCGUGGCUAUGCAGGGCUUGUUAUAUUCAGUUAGAGGGAGAGCUGAGAGGGAGGAUGCUUUCUGGUAUACACACUCACACACCAUUUAUGUCAUUGUUGAAUCAAAUAAUAAGGGGUUAGAUCAUGUUUCUUAGUGGCAUGAUUAAUUCCUUAGCCCAACAACAACAAAUGCUGCGUCUGAACAUAAAGUAUUAUUUUGCCAGCUUCAUCGCUCUUAGCAAUUUCCACUAAGUUUACAGGGACAACAAAAGGGAGAAAGAUUACAAGGAGUGCAGCAUGGGAACCAGUGAAUUAACAGGCUUUGUAAUCCAAUAAAAGUCCCAAUAAAAGAACAACAUGCUUUUCCCCUACAGAGGUUCUCUAGUAGGGAAUAACAUUACUGAUGUUGUGCAGGUGGGCUGACUAACUACAGUUGGGUCCCCUGACACUAGCUUCAAGUUCUUACUCUCGCACAGUCAAAAAAUCCCCUAAUUACUUUAUCAGUCUCAUGUAGCAGUAUGAGCAAUUGCUAGCAUGCCAUAGAAAUAUGAAUGCAAUUAAGUUAUAUACGCAGGGGGAUCCUAUGGUCCUGGCACGUUGGGCACAUCCUAGCAGGGCAUCUUGGAAAGCCAGUGUCACAGCAGGCCUAGUACUCCCUGAGGUGGUAAACCUGUGUCUGGGCACUUCAGACUGCUGUUGAGAGCUCACAUAAAUGAAUGUGCCUUCAUACAAAAAUCCCACUUGACAUAGGGUGCUUUCAGAUGUGAGGUUGUUCAGGUACCAUGAGUGGAUUAUUAGAAGCAGAUUUUUUUUUUUUUAAGCCUGUUGGAUUUUCUGCAGAAAGGGUUGUUGUUUAGUCAAUUAUUUGUGUCCGACUCUUUGUGACCCUAUGGACCAGAGCACGCCAGGCACUCCUGUCUUCCACUACCUCCUGCUUCGAGAACACUGUCCAACCAUCUCGUCCUCUGUCGUCCCCUUCUCCUUGUGCCCUCCAUCUUUCCCAACAUCAGGGUCUUUUCCAGGGAGUCUUCUCUUCUCAUGAGGUGGCCAAAGUAUUGGAGCCUCAGCUUUAGGAUCUGACCUUCCAGUGAGCACUCAGGGCUGAUUUCCUUCAGAAUGGAUAGGUUGGAUCUUCUUGCAGUCCAUGGGACUCUUAAGAGUCUCCUCCAGCACCAUAAUUCAAAAGCAUCAAUUCUUCGGCGAUCAGCCUUCUUUAUGGUCCAGCUCUCACUUCUGUACAUGACUACUGGGAAAACCAUAGCUUUAACUAUACAGGCCUUUGUUGGCAAGGUGAUGUCUCUGCUUUUUAAGAUGCUGUCUUAAAAAAAGGGUACAUCUGGAUUAAAGAAAGAGGAAAUGGGCUGGCAUUUUGACACUGCACAAAAUUAUGACACUACAUUUUGUGGACACUGCACCAAAAUGUGCAUGUCUGAGCAGCACCAGUCCUGCAAUAGACACAUCUGGAACCACCCAUGGAGAAUUGGGUGUUGGAGAGCCUAACUUCCUCCCUCAUGGGCUGGUUUUCUAUAUGGAGGAACAUUCAGUAAUCUGAGCUCUCCCCUGGGACCUGUAACUAGGUGAUAGUUACUAUGCUCAGUCUGUUGUAGGGUCAAUAGCACUGCAAUCCAACACACAUCCAAAGCAGGGUUUGGGAAAUGUUUUUGCCCAGAGGGCUACCUUCAUCUCUGUCCCUGCCCCUGCGGGCAAACUUUGACUGGUAGGUGGAGCAACCCACUUGUCAGUCAUCUGGUGUCAUGAUGUCAGCUGAUAGUGCCCCACCCACUUGUCAAAGUCACUUAUACAGCUGUAGCUUUGCCAGGUGGCAUGAGGAACAUUACUCUGGGGGCCCACUCAGCUCUGGCACCAAUCCUGCUCAUUGUUUUUUAAUGAGGAGCCUCACUUGUAGAGUACUGAGUGAUGUAGUUCCUCUGCCUUCGAAAGCUGUCCUACAGAGGAGAAAAAGAUAAACUUGGUGCAUCACCGCAUUUCAGUUUUGUGUCCUAUUGCACCUGAUACGUUGCUGCCAGGCAGUCUGGCAAAUCAAAGGAGCCCCAAGGAGGACAAUUUGUUGAGGCCCCCAGGGGGAUAGUUGGCUUCCUACUGGUCAUUUCUGUGGUGGGCUUCACUUGUGGUCUGCAUGACACUGAGAACAGGGUGCCUACUUUCCCCUGUGCACCAUGAAUGGCUGCUUGGUUGCCUGUUGAGGAACAGGAGGAACCUGGGGGUGACUCAGGUUAGCAGAUGCACACGACAGCUGUUGAGUAAAGGAGGGUUGUUAAGCAGCUUCCCCAUGUUGCAGGCUUGAUGACAUUCUGUGACUGUAGGUGUCUGUGUGCUUUGCGCAUACACAUUUCUUUCUUUCAGAGAGGGAGUUAGAGGAGGGGUGAAGGAAGCCUGUGUCCUAAUAUGAGACAUGAUCUUAUUCUCCCUGGUGACUCCCUCUACCUUGCUUAAUACUUUGGGGAACCUUAUCCUUGCAGCCCAAGUUAGAGGGGUAGAGUUGAGGCUCUUGUUGAGAGUUCAUGUCUGGGUCUUGAGAUAGGUACCUGUUAGCAAGACUCAAGAAAAACAAGUGCUGAUCAUGAUAAUACAUUUACUUUCAUCGGACUUUUGGGUACUGUUGCUGGUGUACAGUGUUUGCUUCAUGCACAGUGUCUCUCCAUCAACUUAAGCACCAAUGAAUCUCCACCUUUGGGUGUUCCUUGAAAUCAGAAUGAUUCAGCCCCAUUAUGUGCAUUUUGAUAUCUGAAAUCUGUAUUUUCCCUGCCUGGGGCUUUUAUACCCUUGAUGGGAUGCCAUGGUUGGCUGCAGAGGUGGUAGAAAUUCGAUCCUUGGCUAAGCCUCUAAAGGCAUUAAAAACAACAACAACAAACACCUCCCAGCAUGUUACAGUACAGGAAAAGGCUACUCUAGGGAAGAUCUAGUACUGGCUACUGCCAAAAUCAACAUGUUAAAACAGAGUGAACCAUCACUGCCUCUCAUGCUGAAAAUACUAUUUAUUUGUUUGCUGUGGGUUGUAAACAAUGCUGCACACACAUAGUUCCACUCAUGCAUGGAACAUCCACUUCCUCUUCCUGUGUGUCCCCAAAACCUGCUCCAGAGGGUCCUCCAAUCCUCUGGAGCAUAUUUUGAGGGGGUGUGGGGGACUCCAGGGGAGAGCAGAAACGGGGAAAGUUUUGUUGUAUAAGUGAAAGCCUGUUGUGCAAGUAGAAGAAAAGCACUGGAUACAACCCUCUGCCUAUUUAUUUUUAAUGGAAUUUAUAUACUCGCCCCCUUUCCAUUGGCAUGCUGAAGCUGACAAAUAAAGUCAGCACUGCACCAAGUAGUUACAGAAACUCAAGACAAUACUAUUAUAAUAAAGAUAAGACUAUUAUGAUGGAAACCCAUCAAUAAUUGGAUAGAAAAUUGACGGCUGGCACUUUCCUAUUCUGCCAAUGGUUAAUACCUACAGCAGAGAUGGUACAAAAGGCCUGGUCUUCUCUGUAAAUUGGCAGCCACAUUUUAAUCCUCUACCUUGCAGCUUAUUUACCAUCUUGCUUAUUUUCUUCUUUCCCACAUAUGCUCAUCUUCUCCCCAAGCGUUCAAACAGCUUGCAUCAGUGUUUGUGCAGCUAACGUAUUCCAUAUAUUUUUCUUAUUGUGGAUGCAAUAGCUCUCUCCACCCACUCACUUAAACGCAUUUGAGAGCCCUGGAGCACAUUCUGAAUGCGUCGAACCCCUCCACCCCCACCCCAAAGGAAAUCUGAGAAACGCCACCACCUGCAAAUGAAUUGGUGACACUCAUCCAAAUGGGGAAUGAGAUCAGAAAUUUGGCACUACCUCCUGGGUUUGGGGGUUGCCUGGCUACUGGUUGAAAUAAUCCCACAGCACAACAUUAAGAAGGAGAGGGAGAAAAGUAUGCUCUGUAAAUGGUUAGUUUCCUUUCAUGCCAAGGCUCUACACCAGCCUUUUCUUCCGUAGUGUUUGCAAAACUGCUUGGGAGUUUUUGCAAUAAAGAGAAAGUGCUUGCCGAACAACCCCCCCUCCCCCUAUGAAUAACUUUCUAAAAUGUCAGCUCUUUUCAUAGGCGUAGAUCAAAAGCCACAGUUUCCUAAAAGCGCAUGAAUAUUACCUGGCAGCCAGAAAUCCAGAGAGAAUUUUGGGCGGAAUUUGUGCUACUGUUCUGAGAAUAGCACUUUCAAAAAGCAUUGUCAGGGCACAGCUGCAGGGAUGUCUUCUGCAUCUGUAUCUACAACUGACAGGUUGCUACUGUAUGGCUCUCACCUUGCUGAUCUCCAAAUUGGCAUGUUGUUAACGAAGCCCUGCAUGGAUUUAACCUCCUCCAUUAUUCCCUAACUGGAAUUUCUGUACUCUCAUCCUAUAAUCAUUCGGCAAAUGUAAUAAAGCUCUGAUGAGGCGUUCAGGUGCCUGCAUGUUCUGUUCUCUGGAUGUAUUGUUGCACUGCGGACCACCAACCUUGGCUAAUUUGCUGUAUUCCCGACCUCCUCGCUCCCCUUUCGUGGGUGUGGAGAGGAGGGAGGUUGCUUUCUUCCAGGUACAAAGGCUACUGGAAUGCCAAUCAAACUGAAGGUGUCCCAGGGACAGCCUGUGAAGCUGAACUGCAGCCUCGAGGGAAUGGAAGACCCAGAGAUGCUGUGGAUCAAGGAUGGAGCUGUGGUGCAGAGCGUAGACCAGGUGUACAUCCCGGUAGAUGAAGAACACUGGAUUGGGUUCCUCAGGUAGGGCUGAUGUACAGAACAAGGGCUUCCAAGUUGUAUUACAUUAUUAAUUACCGUAUUUUCCGCCCUAUAGGAUGCACUUUUUCCCCUCCAAAAAUGAAGGGGAAAUGUGUGUGCGUCCUAUGGGGCGAAUGCAGGCUUUCGCUGAAGCCUGGAGAGCGAGAGGGGUCGGUGCGCACCGACCCCUCUCGCUCUCCAGGCUUCAGGAAGCUAUCCGCAAGCCGUGGGAGCCUGGCGCGAAGUCGCGCAGCUCUCCCACGGCUUGCGGAGAGCUGCCUGCAUCCUGAAGCCUGGGGCGCGCUGAGCUCAGCACGCCCCAGGCUUCGGGCUUCGCACUGGGCCUCGCGCUGGGCUCCCUAGGCUUGCGGAUAGCAGCCUGUUCUGGGGGCUGGGGUCGGGGAAAGCUCGGGCUUCCCCCGCCCCAGCCCCACACCUGGGGGGGAAAUAAAAUUGUUUUUCUUUAUUUCCCCCCCAAAAAACUAGGUGCGCCCUAUGGGGUGAAAAAUACGGUACUGUCAUCAUCUUCAUUAUCAUUAUCACCAUCCUCACCACCACCUGCAUUUUUUUAUCCUGUGACAGACCACUGGUCACUUAGUGAGCUUUGUAGUUGAAUGGACAUUUGAAUCCUAGUCUCCCCAGUCCUAACUGUUGCACUCUAUGGCACUUGGAGUCAGAGCUCAGUGCAUUCCACAUAUUUGCUGUGCAAAACAUGGGAUUGGCUCCUUGGAAUUCCACCUAAACCGUUUUUUCUUCCCUUGUUUAAAAUCUCAGGUGUGUACCUAAGACCUUUCCCCAUUCUUGUAGUUGACAAUAAUACUAAGUACUUGAAUAGUACCUCAAAGCGCUCAAAUGCAUUAUCUAGUGUGAUCCAAGCAGUAACUCUGUAAGUACACCAGUAUUAUUAUCCCCCAGAUUUCAGAUAGGAAGCCUGAGGCUGAGAGAGUUCCUUUACUAAGGCCACCUACUGAGUUCAUGGCGGAGGUGAGAUCCGAACUGCAGACUUUCUGAUUCAUAGCUCGUAACCAUUCUGCUGCAGCUACACCAACCCUCCAGUUGUUGAGGAAAGCAUAAAGGCAAAUGAGCAACAGUCUGGUAAAAAAAUCAGCAACCAGAGGUAGUCUGAACAAGGCUUUCAUUGGUCAGAAUGAGGUUUAGCUCUUCCCCCCACAUUUUCUUAUGGUUGUUUCCCAGCCUUACUCAGCACUAUCUUCCUGACCAUCUCCUAUUUUAUUCAUCACCCCACUAUAAAAUUUUGGUGUGUGGGACCUUGGGAAUGGAGGGAGGCAGAGAGGACUAGAUUCCUCUCUAAGAUUGGCCAGGAGGGCUGAUUCCCACAGGGGUGUUCAGGCAAAAGAAAGGCUUCUGUUGUAGUCAAGGUUAAUUGAUAAAGAAGAGGGGCAGGUGCAGUCCAUUUGCUAAGACCCAGUGUUUUAAAAACUCAAAUUACAUUGCAUUGCUUUUGCCUGGUGCAGAACUUUGCUGUAGAAGGAGGAGCUGAGCUGAGCCAAACCAAACCAGUGCAGUUUCCAUCCUCUAAUUUUUCACAGGUUUUCAAGAUGGCUUACAGAAUAAAAGCAAAUAGUUGGGGGGAAAAUGUACACUGCAAUCUGCUCAAUGGGGCUUCAGUAGCAGAUGUCAUGGUUGGGGAGCCCUCUUCAGAUAACCUCUGGUUGGUCGCAGUGCUGCUGCUUACCAGGAGGUAGAAGGGGAAGGGCAAGGAUAGCAUGGUGCAAGCCUACCAGUGGGAACACCAGAUUGGUUCAACUCACUGGUGCAUUGGCACCACACCAGCCUCCUCCCCCACCAGCUUACCUCUCUACCUCCAGGUAAGCAUCAGCAAUGCAACUGGCCAACGAUUAGGUGAGUGGUAGAGCCUCGCCAUGUCAUCAGCUACUGUGAAUAGUCGUAUAUAGCAGGUGUGAGGAACCUGUGCCUCUCCACAUGUUGCUGAAUUACAACUCCCAUCAGCCCCAUCCAAUGGGGAUGAUGGGAGCUAAAGUUCAGCAACAUCUGGAAGGCCAAAGGUUCCCUGCACCUGAUUAUAUAGCAGUAAUGCAGUAAAAGAGGAUGCACCAUUAACCAAAACCAUUCCAAUCCAGUCUAGGGCAUCUUGAGGUGUGCUGGGGCCUGAAAUGGCCAGCCCAACCUUUUCUCACGUUUGGUAGCUCCAUUAGGCAGGAAGGCCCAGAGAGGCUAUUAAGCUCCUUAGGGAUGUAGGGAGUUGCCCUAUAUCAUGGAUAUAAUGGAUCAGACCUUGGUCCAUCUACAUAAGUAUUGCUUACACUGACUGGCAGCACCUGUCCAGGGUUUCAGGAAGAGGUCUUCUAUCCCAGGGACUUCUGCAAAGCAAGUGCACUACCACGGAGUUACAGCCCUUCCCUCAAUUCCCCUGUGUGGUUCUCUAAGGCCAGCAUUGGCAGCAGAUGUUGUUUCCGCCACCACUGAUUGCAUGUUCAUGCUGUAUCUGUCCUUCUGAUACUGGGAGCUUUCCCCUUUUCUGGCCUAGCCUGAAGGCAAAUGAGAAGGAAAGCUUUACAGCCCCCCUUUCACCUUGUUUGUUCCAAUGUGCUCUGCGGCAAAACUGGAGAUGUACUUAAAAGUUUCCUUGCUCUCAUUUAUUCCCACCAUGUCCCUUCCUUCUCUCCCGGUAUCUGACUAAAAAGAGAUGCCCUAAUUAAAAUCAGACUUCUGAGACUAGAUCGGAAUCCUGUUGGGAGGGGAGAGGAUGUGUCAUACAAACCAAGGCUUAGUCAUCCCCACAAGAGAUGUUCCAGCACAUUUACUCCAUCAUUUAGAUCAAGGCAAGCAUUCUGCAUUUGGGCCAAUUAUCAUAGGGUAAAAUAUUCAAGGGUAGUUUGCUUAGGAUGUUGCGGCGGGACAGGUACAGCGGGUGGGCGGGGGGUGGGAGAGGAAAAGUGCCAGUCAUCUUUCCAGAUACUGUUUGCAAGUACAGUAAUUACUGCAACAAUUGCCAGAAGUAUACAAAAAUUACCUAUUCCCAAAUCCAUCUCUCCGGAGGCCUUUUGAAUUAAAUAGUUACUUGAGAAUCUUGGAUUCCCAACAGAGCCCUUGAAAUGAAAAUGUGCUCCUGGAAACACUUGUUUUACAAGGAGCCGGGAUGGGUGUGGAGAGGAUAUAUUGCUGCAUUACAGCAAACAGCAUUGAAAUAGCACCUCUGGCAGCCCUAAUCAAAUACCCUGUAGGCUGUUGCACUGAUGUCUAAUUUAGCAAAUUGAUAGGCGGAUCAGGAAAAGCUGAGAGUGGAGCUGCUGGUUGUCCCUUCCCAAUCAGAAUGACACUUGAUCACUUGAGUUUCAUAUGGUCACCCUGUGAUGAUCUGCCACAGCUGGAAUUGGUAGGGGCUGGACUGACUUUGUCGUGCGGCUAUCGCAAGCUGAAGCCGUACAAAGCUGUCUUCAGUCUGAUAUAAAUUGACAUAUGUGUCUGAACUUGAGGAACUGUGGACAGAAUUUCUCCCUUGGUUCAUGGUUUAAAGCAACAUUCUAUGCAUUCAGUUACUCUCUACCCUGCUUCCCACUUUGUAAGAAAAGAUUAGUAUGUGAAAUAUUUAUUUAGGUUUAUGCGGUGCUGAAUAAGGCCAGAGAUGAAGAGCUCCAGCUCUGAGUCAUCACCUUGAUGAGGGAAUGUUUGCUCCUUCCCUUUCACUCUUGUCUAACCAACACAUUUGCUUUCUCCGCAUGUUUUUAGACUCCAGUCUCAGGGUUAGAGCGGCUUGGCAGACUCUUUUUUCCAAGAUGAGGACAGUUAGACUUCCUGGAACCAGGGAGUUAGCUAAGUCACGUUCUGCAAACAGGAACUGCAUGGCACUUGGCUAAUUAAUUCAUGCAGUAUUUCAAGAUAAGCACUUAUUUCUCCCGUGUGAGUGCUAAAGAUUCCUUCACUGUUUUGAAAAGGGUAGCUUCUCCUCCAAUCUCUGUCUCAGUCUCCAAAAUCAUAUGUCUCUGGUGAAAGGGCUGUAACUCAGUGAUGGAGUAUUGCUUGCAGGUUCGUCAGCAUCUCCAGGUAAGGCUGGGGAAGGCCCAUCUUUGAAAUCCUGCCAAUCAAUUUGGACCGGGGAGGCACAACGUAGCACCCUCCAUGUCUUCCAUCAGCUCCAGCCAGCAUGGCUAGUGAUCAGGGGUGAUGGGAGUUGUAGCCCCAGCAAUAUAUGGAGAGUAGAGGACUAGAGGGACCAAUAUUCUUACUCAGUACAAGACAGCUUCCUAUGUUCCUGACCUAUUUUCUGUCACUUUUGGUAUGCUUUGCACUGAUUAGCUAAUCUUCUCUAAAGAGCUCCUUCUGCUUCGUGGUAGCCACACAAAUAGGUGGAAGCCUCACCACGUGGUUUAUUGCUUUCCCUGCAUAUUCAGGCUGGAUGCAGCCACGGGCCACUGUAAGGCCACAAUUUAACAUGUUCUCUGGAAUCCUGGAAAACAAGUGCUUCUCAGGAUAUGGCAAACUGCAUUCCUUUUGCAGAGCCAAAAACCAGCAGUGACACUUGUGCUUUGCAUUCAGCAAGUCCUGGGUUCAUUUGCUGGCAUCUGCAGCUGACAUAAACCUGGAUUGCAGAUGUGAGAAAAGCUUCUGUGUGAGGCUUUGGGCAAUUGUUUGCAGUAAUGGGCCAGAUAGAGCCAGGGCCUUGUAGUUAGGACAGCUUUCUGUGAUCACAUGAGUACAUGCUGAAGCUGGAGGGCUUUACUAUUUCGGAAAUGGCUCCAAUGUUUGUAGAUCACUGGAUGGAAUUGGAAGAGCUUGUGAUGACAGCUGCUUGUUUAUGCCACAGUGCCAUUUACCAUUCAUCGCUCUCUCAACACUUUAGCUUGAAGUCUGUGGACCGGAAAGACUCUGGGAAGUACUGGUGCCAAGUAGAGACCAACGGGAAGAAAGAAGAAUCACAGCAAGUGUGGCUCAUUGUGGAAGGUAAGGGCCCUGUCACUGGCUCUUGCCCAAGGCAGGCAUGCUGAGGAUGCAAUACUUGGCUGCAUUUGAAAUUGUGGAAAGAAACUGCCUGGAUGAUGUUGGCUCAUUUCCAGUGUCUGUGCUGCUAUGACCAAAACAAUUAUGCUGUCGCAGCGACCAUCUAAAGAUCAGAAGAGAGUGGUAGCUGGUGUAGGGGACCUAUCAAACAAUUUUUGCUGGGUCUUUAGUUCUGCAAAAUAUUGAGUGCUUCCAACAUUAUGUCUGCCAACUUUCAUUUGAAAGCAUGCCCAAGAAACAGCUAGAAUUAGCAUCUUCGUAAUGUUUUAAUGGUGAGUGUGAUGUCAGAUAGGUUAACUAUAGAAUGAGGGCUCCAGAGAGCCUACCAAAAUAUGUGUCUGACCCUUCAGAUGAUAUGAAAAUCCAUGUCUUCCAUUUUCUGGCUUCUCCAUAUGCAUGUUUAGACAAUGUCAGACCCUGGGGCUUAGCCUUGCAAUUGGCUGCUGUGGGGCAUGAGUCUGCAUCAGGUUACGGGCUAGUCAGAUGAGUAAGAAGCAGAAAACAUGGUCAGAGGCAGGUAUUGGAUCAGGCAAAACAAAAGCAGAAAACCAACAACCCCACAGGGUUAGAGGUAAUGGACAUGGUCAAAGAGAGAGACCAGAGUCUAGUACCAGAUAGGGCAGAACUAAAGUACAGUGGUACCUCGCAAGACGAAUGCCUCGCAAGACAGAAAACUCGCAAAACGAAAGGGUUUUUGGUUUUUUGAGUUGCUUCGCAAGACGAUUUUCCCUAUGGGCUUGCUUCGCAAGACGGAAACGUCUUGCAAGUUUGUUUCCUUUUUCUUAAAACCGUUAAUACAGUUGCAACUUGACUUCGAGGAGCAACUCAUAGCAUUGGUGAUUUUUGAAGCUUUUCCAAAACUUUUCCGACACCGUGCUUCGCAAGACGAAAAAAACCACAAGACGGAAAAACUCGCGGAACGAAUUAAUUUCGUCUUGCGAGGCACCACUGUACCAGAAGCAGAGACAUAAUUGAAAGGUGCCUUGGAGGUUAGGUACCACAGGAGGCAAGCUUCAGGCAUCUCAGAUUAAGGGGCUGGCUUGGAAAUAUAUACUUUUUAUAAGGUUGGGUGUGUCUCUAUUGGCUUUUCAGGUCAGCUGACCACCUUCAGACUACAGCAGGCAUCCCUAAACUUGGCCCUCCAGAUGUUUUGGGACUACAACUCCCAUCAUCCCCAGCUAACAGGUCCAAUGGUCAGGGAUUAUGGGAAUUGUGGUCCCAAAACAUCUGGGGGGCCGGGUUUGGGGAUGCCUGGACUACAAUGUCCCAUGAAAGCAAUGGGAACAGUACCUCAGCCUAGAAAGCAGCCUUCACUUAUAGAGUCUAGCCUGCCUGGUUCAGAAAUCAGAAUGCUAGUGACGUAGGAGACCAGGUGCUAGUGACGUAGGAGACCCGGCUACUCUGGAAGUCCUGGUUCUAAAUGUCCCUUGGUGCCUUAUAGAAAAUGAUUUUUUGAUUAAUAUAGGGUUGCAGUGGUUUUUCUAGGCUCAUUGCUCAAGCGUUCAAAUAACCCAUGUUUCCAGUGCCAUGGAGAACCUCACGAGACAGCCAUUGUUUACCCAUGAGCCAUGUUUUUAACUGUGCUAGAGAGGCAUGUAGGGUUUCAUCUGCCAGGUUUGCCCAGACUGACAGCAUAUUAGUUUUACAUAGUAUUCAUUGUUAUAACUUACUGCCUUUAAAUCCCACCUUUUUCUCCAAGGAGCUCAUGGCUCCCCCUCUCCUCAUUUAAUCCCCACCACAAUCCCAUGAGGUAGGUUAGGCUGAGAUGCAGCGGUUGGCGCAAGGUCACCCAAAUGAGGGUUUAAACCCUGGUCUCCCAGGUCCUAGUCUGCAUCACCCUGGCUCACACAGACUGCGCACACAAACCUAGAGGAUACACUGAACAGCACUCUGGCCUGGUAUCAACAUAAAUAUGUACCAUUUAGAGUGGGUGGCUCCCUGCAUUUGCAGCUGUACGUCCUUCCAGGAUUAUGAUGCUAGCAGACCUCAUAAAGCUGCCAGCGUCAGAUCUGCACGCUCUCUGGAAGGGAAUCUGCGGCGGCUGCAGGCUAUCUGCAGCAGAGUUACAUCGUUGAUGGAGUAGGCAGCGCUCUCCUGUCUGACUCACAGCUGAAUCAGUGUCCCAGCAUGGGCUCAGAAUACUGUGCUGCUUCAGGUAUUUGUCUUUUUCCAUGAAGAACUUCGUAUUUCCUAGUCAUUUGAGGUUUCAUAGUGGUUUGUUUUUAAGAAGAAGAGAUGUAAUCUCCCGUGGCAGUUGGUGCCUGGAUGUAAUGCAGAGGUGUAUGUUUAGACUUUGUCUGCCACGCUGGAGAGAAAGGAGGUGCCUGUUACUCCCAAGCCAGGAGUGCAUAAUACAUCCUUUCUUUGUCCUCAGGGGUGUGCCUUUGCCACAACCAUUAGGUGGAAUGGGCCCUUCUGUUUUGCAAUGUCUAUACUGGAGCUUGACAGCAAAUUAUUGACCCUUUACUGGCCAAGCUGCCAGGAAGCGCAGCUCAAUUCUAUGUUAAAUAUUUGCUUGGAGAUAAAGAUAAGUGUUAUUGAUGGAGGCAAAUUUCUAUCAGGGUCGGAGAGUAUGAUAAGACUGCAAUUAACCGCCUGAAGGUGGAACAAUUAUUAUGUGUUAUUCUGUAUAUAAAGUAACUGAGCUGCUGUUACUGGGCCACACUCUUUUUGUGGCUCUAUAAAUACAAAAAAUAUAAAUAAAGGUAUCUUCAGAUUUGUGGCAGCAGGAGGAUAAUGGAUGAACAGGAUAUGUGCUUGUGCAGUGUGGAUAAGAAUGGGUGUAUGAGAAAGAGAAUGACUGGGCGAUUGAGGAGAGAUGCAUCUGAUGAAAUGGAGUGUCGUCCACUGAAACUGAUUCCAUGGUACAUGUUUUAAUCUUUAAGGUACCAAAAGGUUCUGUAACAGAACAUUUGAUGAGCCUGAGUUGAAAUUGCUGCUUAGUGCAAGGGCAGGGCAUCCCUUUCAACCCAAGAGCUGUAUUCCUUUGUGAACUAUCAUCCAGAGGCCACAUGCCAGUAGUGAAUGUGGUCCCAAUUUAGGCAAAGCCAAAUGCACAAUCACACACAUCUGCCAAUCCACUCCAUUUAGCCACGCAUAUGCAUGCACAUCCCAUUCACACUCAGCCGUCCAUUUCUGCCACUCACCCCUCUUUCUCUCUCUCUCUUUCUUUUUCUCUCUCUCUCUCUGUCUGCCACUCCAUUUUCAUUCUCUGCCCCUUUCUCCUCUCCAUCAUCCAUUCAUUCUCUUUCUCAGGCAUCCCUUCUUAUUCACACACCAGAAACAUAUACCCCAUUUAUCCAUUAUCCUCUCUCAUUCUCUCUCUCUCACCCACCCACACCCAUGCAUAACUGGAUUUUUCAAGUUUUUCAGCUUGAGGAUUGUUGUUUUACAAAAGAGCAAGUGCUCUUUCUUCAGUCACCUCCCAUUAUCUGAAAAGAAAGGAGCUUCAGUUCUAAAGGGGAUGCUAUACUAUCAGGCAUGGUGAAUCAGUCUGCCUUGGGCAGCUGAUCAUGCGUAGGGUGGGGUUGGGGUGCAGUAUGAAUUUUCUGCCUUAGGCAUUAAAAUAUAUUGAGCCAUUUCUUCAUGUAGCUUCACUUUCCAUUGUAGAUCUUUUUUCUACUGUGGGUUGUUGUUGGGUUUUUUUUGACGUGGUAAAGCCACCAUGCAGCAGUUUCUUUCCUUGGGAUCAAAAAGGCUGGAAGGUAUUGUCCAAUCAUAGGGUGGGGAGCAUGAGCAGAUCUCAAACCCUUGUCAUUCACACAAAGAUAAUACAUCCAAAUAUGUCUUACACACAUAAAUGUCUUACACACCCAAUGCACAACCCAAUUGUGUGGCUAACUGCCAAAUUUUCCCUAUGAAAUUGACCACAUAUUUAUGGCUGAAUGUUAUUUGUGUAGAGGCCAUAUUUAGCUGCACUAUCCUUAUGUUGAUGGAUGGGGAUGGUGCAUAUGGGGAUGAUGGAAAAGGGGAGGCUCAUUCAGCCUAUGGUGGAUGCCUCAGUUCAGUGUACCCUCACAUAGAUGCAUUAGGGCAGAAUUUAGUUUCAGUAGUUUGGCGAGGCCUGGUAUAAAUACUAGAAUUGUUCCUCAUCCAGAUUUCUAUCGGAGGUAUCUGAUCUUGUUGGCAGAGUAACUCCAUUGAGUUAGUGAUCCACCAAUCUUUCAUUUGUUCAGAAUGCAGCACAUGCAAACUUUGCCCCAAUAUUCAGCUUAUGUCUCUCCUCACCCCCUAGUUUACCAAUGUGCAGCAUUACAUUGAUUAAAUCACCAUGCAGUAAGAAGUCUUGCCAUGGCCACACAGUUGUAUCAGGUAUCCUUUUCGUGCAGCAUUUUAAUCAAUGCACAUAUUUCGUCCUAUGAAUUGGUAUCCAAUUUGAGAUGGGCAGGGAUGAUAACUAGGAUGAACUGCUCAUGUGCCAUUUCCAACAAAGCUUUUAGAACUGGAAGGUCUGGGUGCACAACGAAGGACAAAGCCAAUGUACUGCAGAUAAUAAUGAAAUGCAGGGAUGUGGGAAUCUGCGGCUCUCCAUAUGUUGUUGGACUACAGCUCCCUUCACCCUACCAUUGGCCAUGCUGGCUGGGGCUGUUGGGAGUUGGACUCCAACAACAUCUGUAGGGUCACAGGCUCUCCAUCCCUGAUAACAUGAGACAUCUGCAGCCCUGAUGAAGAGCCUGUUGCCAUAGAAUAGCAUUGUACAUCUCAGGGCAAUAGAAUAUGCACUGUAUAAGCAUUUUGUGUCAACUUUAUGGCAACUCAGAAAAUGUUUGCCCUUCCAGAGGAAAAUGUUUCAGCAUACAAAGAGGGUUACUUUCCUCUCCCACUCUUCAAGGUCUGCAGCAAGGAUGAGUGAGCAUCCUUGAAAUCUUAAUGAGCAGCCAUUAGUGAUAAUCAUGUAAAACCCUUGUAAUAUUGCAGAAUACUGUGCAUUCAUAUGUUGUCUUACAAUUUUGUUUGGUAAUGAAAUAGCACACAUUGCUAACGUACACAAUGUACACAAAGUCUGCUACCCGUCUGCCUAAGAUUAAAGGAGCCCAGGUAUGUCUGACUUGAAAGAGAAACCAUUAGACUUUGGCAUCCUUGUUAUAAAACACUCUGCAUAUAUAUAACCUAUCCAGAAGCUAACCGGCUUCUGCUUCCUUAACCCGAAAUCUAAAGGUCAAACUGUACUUAAGAAAUUAUUUUAUUGAAUUUAGAGCCAGUACCGCCAGAGGGCUAUAAGAUUUGGCAUUAUGUUUCUUAUUUAGGAGCUAAAACGAAAGAAGCUGCCAUUUAAAAUUGGUUCCCAAUAUUGAAUCAAGAUUUCCUAAUGUGGAACAUAUGUGUUAUUUGGUGCUUGGAAGAAUAAUGCAGUAAGGAGCGAGCUAAGAGUAAAAUGGGAAACAUAGGCACCAGGCUUCCAAUUUUUCUUUUUGAACCUCUGUGUCAAAGAGUGAUGGGAGAAGGGGACCUCUUAAAAUUUUUUCCCCUUGGUUGCUUGUCUUGCUCAAAAUACCUCCCAGCUACUUUCCCACUUGCUUGGGCAAAGGCACAAGUACUCAUUAUCUUUUCUCCUAAGGGUGGAAAAGCACUGCAUGCUGGCAGGGAGUUUUAAGCUCCCCUUCCCCUCACUGCUCAAAUUUUGCGGCCUCCUUGCUUUUUAAAAAAUGUAUGAGACUGUUGAAUGCAUCUGCUGCGUAACAUCCAGUUUGGCCUUUACUGUGUUACACUGUCAGGUAUCAAAUGACAGGUGUGUGUUCAUGUUUGCACUAGACCUGAGAUACAUAGGGCCGCCUGAUGAAUGGCUUAGCGGAAGAGACAUUUGAACUAGGGACUCCAUGACUCAGAACUCACCCAUCAUCCUCUCUCAUAAAUAAAAAGGGCAGAAAGAGGAAACUUAUAUUUGAUGGUAAGAAAGUUUGCUCAGGAGCUUAUCAUAGUUUUAUUGUACACGUGUGUCCACAGUAGCAAACAAGAUUGGAUGAUAAGCAAAGAAAAGUACUACAGAGGUGGGGACGGGGGGGCGGUAUCUACCCUGUGGCCUGGUUGCUGUGUGUGUGUAGUUAAUUUCAUUUCCUUUAUCUUGUUUUGAGUAAAAUAGCUAACUUGAAUAGCUUAUUUUGAAGUGCAAAUAUUUCCAGGUACUUACAUAACAGAGAGCAUGAAAGGUGUUGACAGGGAGUGUUGUCAGGUGUGUUUAUCAGCACAGGAACGGAACCUCCAAACCUAUAUUUAGAGCCUUUAAUAAUAAGCUGAUUGCCUGAGCUCCCACAUAUCAAAUAGGUCUUCUGUCUACUUAUUUUGCCAUGAUAUCAACAGCAGCUCAUGGUGUUUGGCGUGGGAUCUAUCUAACUGUGUUGGAUAUUAGCAGAAUGACAUCUGACCAUAUUGCAAUUCCUCUUCUAAUUGGUUUCCAGGAAAGUCUUGUUUUCCCACUCUGUUUACCCGGGGACAUGUGGUCUUUAUCAUAUUCUUUGCACACCCCAAGAUUUGACUACGUAUUGUGUUUUACAUUGAAUUGUACCUGAAAUUCAGGGCUGGCCCAAGGCAUUUGCUGCCUGAGGCAAAGGACAAGAAUCACCCACUCCUGUUUCACAUAUGUAUGCUAACUUUAUUGAUUCUUGCUUAAAUAUUGAUGAUAGGACAGUGUGCUCCAACACACUUGUGGACAGUAGACUAGCUUUGAGGGCGCAGGGCAGGGCAGGUGGCACACGCAGCUCUGUAGGCAAACACCUGCUCACUGCCCAUUGCACAGUCCCAAUACCUGCUGCCUGAGGCUCCUGCCUCAAUCUGCAUAAUGGUUGGACCGGCCCUGUUGAAAUCAGCCAGAAGCAAAAAGAAUGUCACGUAUAGAAUAAUGGCUUUAUCUGCAGCACAAUGGCCGUUGUUUUCAGUAAUUGCAAAUUGCAAAACUUCCACAGGAUGAUGGGACUGAGCUUUCAGGUGCUGUGUAUUCCAGAAGACCUCAUGCUUCAAGCAGCCAGUGUUAUCAGAAACUGUUUGCAUGAUUGCUAUAUUUGUGUAUGGUUAAAUAGUUAAUCAACGGUCAGGUGACUUGAAAGUGUGAAGAAGCAUUAGCAAGGUCUCUUGCCUUGCCUUUGUUUAAUCUAGUUGUGAUAUCACGGUCUAAAUAUCUCCUUGUGGCAUUAGCCAGCCAAAGUUAAGCACUUUAAAAAUUGCAUUGAUUUCAUUGUGAGACGUGGGGAUGUGCUUUGUUCUUUUUGUUUUAACUGAUUUUUAAUUUCAAAUAACAAAACAUAUCCAUACAAAGGAAUACAUAGCUUAGUAGUUGUACAGAAAAUAAAGAAAAAUUGUGGCUGAUGGUUUUUCUCUCAGUUGUUUGUCUUCAUUUGGUUGAAGUCCCAGUUGAUUUUUUUUAGUUUCCAGUUGUGUAGAGGCAGCUUUAGUUACUUCUUCAUAAGUUAUUAGGCGUUUGAAUGGGUAACCCGAUCACCUCCUUAUCCCUGCUCAGAGGCAGACUUUGGACUUUCAAAUUUCAGCAGCACCGCCCCAUCUCUUGCCUUCCACUUUGCUCAGUUCACUAUGUCAUAGCUGCCAUGCCCUGUGGCACCCCCAGGCUUGGCACCCAGUGUGGCAGAACUGGUCAUGCAGCCUUAACUCCGCCUCUGGCCUGCUUCAUGGAGAGCUGUAGUGUAAUUUUUAAGUUCACUUCUGCAUUGCAGUCUCCCUGUGCAGAGAUUAUGGUGCAUUCCUUGGAGGCCAGAUCUGCUGCAUCUGUGGUGCUUGCUGCCCGAGGCAAUCACUUCACCUUGCCUCAUGGGUGGGCCGGCCCUUAACCACAUUAUUGUUCACUUCUUAACUGCAGCUUGUUAGGGAACAGCAACCCAUGAACACUAUUUCAGAUGAAACCCAAGCUUCCUGGUUUGUUUCUCUCACUCACACCAAUUGGGAGGAGCAACUGGGCAGCAUGGUCAAGCAAGCAUCUCAUGUUUAGUAAACCACGAUAAGGAAAGCCAGAAAGUCCAGUUUAUUGUGAUGUGUGAACACGGCCAAUGAGAGUGGCACAGGAUUGUGUCAUUUAGAUACCCUCCCACCAAUGUGAGCAAGGGACAGUUCAGGAUAAAAACUGAAACUAAGACUUCAGCAGGAAUUUUUAAGAUGAAUACUGUAUAUAGAAAAGAAAACAACAAGAUAAGUCAUGGCCAUCAGUCUCACUCAUCCAACAUCCAGCAUUUCCAGAUCCAACUUUGAUCACAGGGAGGCACCAUGGUGGGGUGGGGAGACUUUUUGGCUCAGUGGAUCAUAUAUUUAUCUUCACUCACCCUCUUGGCCAACUUUGACGGGUGGGCAGAACAAGUCAAUCAUGCGACACCACAAUGAUUACAUGUGAUUGACAGGUGGGCACAUUUACUCACCUGUCAAAGGUAGCCUGCUGGGUGAGGGAAAUGUGAUCAGACUCCCUACAUAUCAGCUAAUGUGUAGGGAAUUUAGCCCCGCUCCCUAGCCACAUCUCUACCUGCCCCACACCUGAUGUCCCAUAUGAUGUAAGGUGUGAGGCUGCUGGGCACAGAUUGGGGAAAAUGGCCUGGUGGGCCAAAUGGAGAGAUUCUGCAACCCCGAACAAUGGUUUUCAUAGAGAAACUCAUAUUGUUCCCCAGAACAAGUCUAUCUUGCAAUCAAAUUAACCUCAAAACUCAUUUCUAGUAUAUUUUGAGCUAUGCCUUCUCACACUCAAAUUUUUGGUUUCUCUGAAAUUUCCUAUUGUGGUAUUUAGAUUUGCAAUCUAGUAUAAUUUUCCAAUAUUCCUUUUGAGUUCUAGCAAAAAAGUUACUGUUUUAAAUAAGCAGUUGUUUUUUAGCUAAGUUACUGUCUGACAAAACUCCUUUUUCCCACAGACAUUUUGAAAAAUAAUACAGGAUGUGUAUUAAUUAUAUUUCAUGUUUAGAGUAAGGCAUGGCUCCAGGUUCAGCAUGACUCUGUGAAUGCAUUUUUAAUAUAUGCCUAAAAACCCCUAAGGAAAGGUGUUCAAAGUCAGAACAUAAAAGAAUAUAUGUCUUCUAAUUAACAGUGACUGUAUUUAGAAGUUAGGCAUCUUGUUUUCAUUAUGUCUUUGAAACAUUUCCUUAGGAACCAUGAGAGGUGUUUUAUAUGUGUAUUAUUACUAAUGAAUAUCUUGGCAUUAAUUCUUACAAUUUCUCAGAUUUCCCACUUCGUAGCAUUGUUCUCCAAGCAGUUAGCUUUUAAAGCCACAAUAAAACUGAAGCAAGGUACUCUUCCAAUAGAGUGUGUUGACGAAUAAUUUCAUGGCCUCAGACCAGCUAGGGAAUUCUCUAUGCAAACAAUUAUUAUUAUUAUUAUUAUUAUUAUUAUUAUUAUUAUUAUUAUUUCCUUCAUCCUAAGGUCCCAGGACAGGUUACAGUAAUAAAAACACAUGCAUUUCCCAAGGGUAAUCAUGAAGCCACUUUUUAGAAAUCUGGAAUUUCACUGAUCUGCUUGGGAGAGAGAACAAAUGGAGAAUUGAAUCUGGUCCCCACCACCACCACUCCUCCUCCUCCUCUGCUAAACAGCUGAUUGGUGAGAUCCAAACUUUUCAACCAGGGCCAUGCAUUUGCAGCCUCCGCUGCUGCUCUGCUUAACUGGGGCCCCUGCCUGAUAAUUUCAAAGCCCAUCAGGAAGUCUUUAAAAAGGCAGUCUUUAAAAAUAACCUUUCCUACUGCUAUUCCACUCAGUUAUAUCAUAGUGUAAAUGUACACGGGACAAAAUGGAUCCUGUACUGUAGGCAGCUCUAACCAAAGAGAAAAGGGCAAAGAUGUACCAUAAAUGUAAAAUGUUCCAUUUCUUAAAAUAUGUGUGGGUUUUUUUAGAGCCCUGGCAGCCAAUGUUCUGUACAAACUACUGUGAAAGAAUUUAAAGAAAUGGUUUCAGCACAUCAUAAUGAAAACUCUCCCACUGCUAACAUUUAUGCUUUGUUCUUCUAGGUGUUCCUUACUUCACUGUUGAGCCAGAAGAUCUGUCUGUAAUCCCCAAUACUCCUUUCCAACUAUUUUGUGCUGCAGCUGGCCCACCUGAUCCGGUAACAAUUGUCUGGUGGAUGGGCGAUUCCAAAGUUGGUCAUUCCGAUGUCUCCCCCUCCACCCUAAAUGUGCCAGGUAAGGCUUCCUCCUAGGAUAAAUAAGGGCCUUAGAAAAGGAGUGGAGUGGCUGAUGAAGAGACCAUAUAAAUUGCACCAGUGUCAUGUCGCUGGUGUUACGUGAGACUAAAAAGCAAGUGAGUAUCUAGUAUAGUCAUACCUUGGAAGUCAAACAGAAUCCGUUCCGGAAGUCUGUUCGACUUCCAAAACAUUCGCGAACCAAAGUGCGGCUUCUGAUUGGCUGCAGGAAGCUCCUGCAGCCAAUCGGAAGCCGCAGAAGCCCCGUUGGACAUUCGGCUUCCAAAAAUAGUUUGCAAACCGGAACACUCACUUCAGGGUUCGAGAGCCAAAAUGUUUGAGAACCAAACUGUUCGAAAACCAAGGUAUGACUGUAUACAGUAGAGGUCACCAAAGAUGAGGUUAUCUCUGGUAAAAUUUCCUUGUGGGGCAAACUAGAUAACCGCAGAACAAAUACCGUAUUUUUUGCCCUAUAGGACACACUUUUUCCCCUCCAAAAAUGAAGGGGAAAUGUGUGUGCGUCCUAUGGGGCGAAUGCAGGCUUUCGCUGAAGCCUGGAGAGCGAGAGGGGUUGGUGCGCACUGACCCCUCUCGCUCUCCAGGCUUCAGGAAGCUCUGCGCAACCCUCGGGAGACCGGCGCCACUUCGCGCUCGCCUCCCGAGGGUUGCGCAGAGCUGCCUGCAGUCCCGGGGUGAGCACAGCUCUGCUCAGCCAUCGGGAGCAGGGCGCAAAGUCGCGCCUACCUCCCGAUGGCUGCGCAGAGCUGCCUGCAUUCCGAAGCCUGGGGAGACCGGCGCGACUUACCGCUGGCGUCCCUAGGCUUGCAGAUAGCAGGCUGUUCUUGGGGCUGGGAUUGGGGGAAGCUCCGGCUUCCCCCGCGCCUGGGGGCGAAAUAAUUUUUUUCCCUUUAUUUCCCCCCCCAAAAAACCUAGGUGCGUCCUAUGGGGCGGUGCGCCCUAUGGGGCGAAAAAUACGGUACACCUUCUCAAAAAAACAUACUCCACUCAUUCUAGGUAUUCUUCUUGGUGUAUAUUUUUGUUAACAGAUUUAAAUUUUUUCCAAUUGGUUUAUCAGUUCUAAUGCCUUAAGCUGUUCUGAGUGCUUCUGUUUCCUCCAGCAUGGCUAAAAGCCAGCCCCAUUGCAGCUGAAGGGAAAUAUAAUAGAACAGAGCAGCAAUGGGAAACUCGCAGCUACUGAAACAUUCCUAUGCAGUUGAAUGAACCUUGUUAGAACUCUAUGGUCUAGCUAUACAACCUUCCCAGACCUUCGUACUGAAAGGAGUAGAGGAAGGACUUGGUACUCACUCAGCAGUGUAACGUGACAAAAACUUUCACCAGAAACUUUCUCCCCCAUUUUGUCCUAAAGUCAUAGACAAAGGGUUGAUCCUACUGAGUCAUCAGAUUUCUUGCAUGUACCCUCACUAUUAUGAUCUCCUUUAUCCCAAAACAACAGCAGUUAGGAUGGUGAGUUCGAAGGCAGGCCUCCUGCAGCUUUAAUAAGUUGGGUAGAGGAAGGAAUUUCAGCAAGUGCAGUUUGCAUGAAAGCCCAUGAUAGAUGUAGCAUGCAUGGAAAGCAAACACACACACAAAUACACACACAGGUUAUGUGUACAAACUAACACAUAACCAUAAAAACAGAAACAGCAUUUCAGUAUAAAACAAAUCACAGAGAUGCAGUUACAUACAGUCAAGCUUUUAAGAUGAAUGUAUGUAGACCAACCACAACAAGGACUGAGUCAUGGGAGGAGUAUUUAUAUAGUAAAAAAAAAAAAAUAGAGACCAGUCCGCAUCAAAACUGCUCAAUUUGGCUUCAGCCCAGACUACAUAUUUUUGUCUGACCAGACAUUCAGAUGAAGCAAUGUUACAUACAUUAGCAAAUAGAACUUUUGAUGCUUUCCAGUAUUGGGAUACAGUGGUACCUUGGGUUACAUACGCUUCAGGUUACAUAUGCUUCAGGUUACAGACUCCGCUAACCCAGAAAUAGUGCUUCAGGUUAAGAACUUUGCUUCAGGAUGAGAACAGAAAUCGUGCUCUGGUGGCGCAGCGGCAGCAGGAGGCCCCAUUAGCUAAAGUGGUGCUUCAGGUUAAGAACAGUUUCAGGUUAAGUAUGGACCUCAGGAACGAAUUAAGUAUUUAACCCGAGGUACCACUGUAUUACCAGUCUGGCUGCUGAUAGCAACAUAAACAAUUGAUUUUUAUAAGUUAUAGGACUGACAUUUGUGUUCUCAAGAAAGAAGGGCCAUGGAGCUUUGCAUGUAGGUUCUUUCUCUGAAGGAAGGAUCAGAAGGUGAACCUGCGUGUGCUUUCUCUGGGUCACGCAGUUCCUGAGGCAUGCAAGAAGAAGCGUGUGGGUGUGGGGAGCUGGUGUUGCAGGAAAGAGCAGCAAAAUGUUUAAAGGAAAUAAUAAUUAGCCUAGGGGGUGGGGAAGUGGGGCAGGGCCAACAUUUCAGCAGUCAGUUGAUUUAUCUUCAAACGCUGGAUUGCUGCACCUUCCUUAGAGCAAAGUGCCUGCAUUUUCUUUUUGUACCUGGAAAACACUGGGGACAUUUUGGGUGUUACCACUGUCAAAAAAAGCAAUGCUCUUAGUAUUGCUCGAUCUGUUAUCAGCCAGAAUAUAUCACCCUGUGUUUUAAAAUGUAUCUUGUCAUCUCUCUCCAUCGUUUGAUCUUCCACUCCUACUCUUAAUUUUCAGCAAGGAUAAUGCAAGCUUACUUCAGACAUGCUUUGUCAGUGCAUCACGCUCCUAAAAUGCAGCCUCAGCUACUGUUUCAGACUCUGGUUUGUCCCGUACCAAGGACAGUGAAGCAGGCAAAAGCUCAGAUAGAAACUUCAGAAUCAUUUCUCUGGCAAGCUUCACCAGGAGUCUCCCAAUUCCGCUUUUUAAUUUGAAAUAAUCGUUUUGUCUUUCACAAAACUAGAGACAUAAAAAGUAAACUAGCCCUUAAAAUAAUAAUAUUGAAAAACAGAAUAAUACAUUGAAAAAGAAACCUAUCGUUAGCUCUCAAAGUCAUCUGAGUCCAGUCUAAGGACCCAGUUUUUCUAAACAACAGUUUUGUGCUUCCUGUGAGCAGGAUGUCAAUAAUGCUGAGUUAGGUGGCAUUCCAGAGGCCUUGUUCUUUAUCACUUAAUCCCUAUGUGUGUUAAAGGGCAAAGUAAACAUUCCAAUAAGUAUUCCCUUCCUGGCUGAGCAACCUUCAGUCCUGUCAUAAUUACAGGCACCUUGAGACAUUGUUGCUCGUCCAGAGAUCCUCAUAUAGCUCACUUGCUACCAGCACUUUCUUUGAGCAAAGAGAAAGCCUGGUAUUUAUGGUUCCUCUGGGUGGGAAGAUUGUCUGCAGCCAUUUUGAAUUGCUCUUCAGAUGUAUGGCAACCCAUGUCAGAAGUGUAGAUUUUGGCGAAUUACUUUUAAAAAAAGCUCAACAACUUUGGGCAAAACUAAAAAAAAAAACCAACAACCUCAACAACUUUUCUGUCCAGAAUUUUCACUUUUCAAAAUGUGGUAACCCUACAAAAUGGAGGGACCUGAUUUGAAGGCCUUGGUUCAAAUGUAGUACUUGGUGUAGUCUAAAUGGGGGCCAUUGUCAUCUGAAUGUUGUUAUUGUUUCAGUUUUGACAAUCUGAAAGGGCGGUUUUCUGCCUUGUGUUGAAACCCUCAAUUUUAAAAGACUAUUUAUAUAAACACUCAUAUUCUGGUGUACAGACAAAACCAAAAUCCCUUUUCAGACAUUUAGUCUUCUGCUGCUGCCCACAUGAAAAAUAACGUUUACCUGAAGUGUAACUCUGGGAUUAAAUGAAGGCUGGAUUCCUCUCCCUCCGCCACCCCUUCCAAAGUACUGUAUAUAACUACUAAACUUGGCAAAAGACAGAUGCAGGAAAAGUUGUGCUAUUGUGGGGCUGGGGAACCUUUGGCCCCUCAGAUGCUAGACUACAACUCCCAUCAUCCCUGGUCAUUUGCCCACGCUGACUGGGCCUAAUGGGAAUUGGUUCCCCCAGCCCUGUGUUUUUGUCUUUGCUGGUUGGGGAGGUACCAGUUUUGCAGCUUUGUACGCUCCAGACUCAUGCCCAUAUUAACAACCAGAAACCUACCGUGUGUUUCUAGACUCUUAGACCAACAUUACACAGACACAUUAAUGGUGUGUACAUGCAUUCCCCAAUAAAAAGCGCAAAGCUGAAAAUAGGAAAUAGUAAUUUGUUAACUGCAGCUAGUGACCUCUUUCCCAGAGGACACAAUUAGUGUGCCCUUGGAAGAACGCUACAUUUGUGUGUAAAUGCUUACAAGGAGCACUUCAUUAUGACGGAGACAAAAGCACUGAUUUCUGUGACUGCCGAUUAAAUAAUCCUGUUGCCACUGAGUUGUGGAAUCUCAGUGGCGUUAAUCAAGCUGCAAUGUAGUCAUCAUGCCUUUGGACAGAGAGGUGCCUGUUGUUUCUAGUGGAGGUCGAGGGUAUAAUUUGAAAUCAGCCAGAGACCUUGGCCAGGCCAAGCAUCCUCUUUUCCUAGGCAUUGCACGAACAAAGGGAUGGAGAGCAUACAAGCCUUAACUUAAGAGCAGCAAAACAAUAGGAGAGAGUCCGGCCAAGGACAGCAGUGAGAUAACAACAAUGAGAGAGCUAACAGCCUAGUACUUGGGCUGCCCUCCCCCCAGCCCAUUCCUGCCCUUCCCUUUCAUAUUUUGCAGAAGGAGCUUCCAGUGCAGGCUUCUCUGUGCCACAUUCCUUCUGUUUUAUAAAAAGAAAAGAAAAAACCGAUUGACAUGUUAAUUACACCCAAAUCCAUGUGAGUUUGAUCCGCUUCCAGCUCAGCCCCCAAAAGUUGCACAUAGAGAGAAAGAGUCUGAGCUGCAUGUCAAACAUAAUUGAAAUUCUGCUUGAGGUUGAAGCUGGGGGAUUAUUAUACUGUACAGCAGUUUUGUGUGCUGGUUUCUUAUUUUUUUUUCUCUCUCUCUCUCUCCCCCUUCCCCUCCUGCUCUCCCACUUCUUGGCUGUAUUCCAGGUAUUAAUCAAAGCACAGUUUUCUCCUGCGAAGCCCACAACAUAAAGGGACUGUCUUCAUCCCGGACGGCCACCGUGCAGAUUAAAGGUGAGAGAGAUCCUUCCCUGUUCUUCCAGGGAAGGAAAUUGAAUGGACUGUCAGGAGUGGGAAGAAAGCAGGGAAAAACAGUUCCUGUUUCUCCCUCUUUCCCUGCCUGCCUGCCUCCCUUCUACCCACCCCCCCAACAGGAACAGUUUUGAGCUGCUUUCCAGCAGUGCCUUCUCUCUCUCUUCUCAGCAAAUGAAAUAAAGCACUGUGCUCACUGUUUGGUAUGCGGGCCUGUGUCCCUGCAGCAAAAUUUGCAAUCAAAACCAAACCCCAACUGGCACAGGAAGGGAAGAUGUGACACGAAAUCGCAGAUUUUCCUUGAACCGGGGCAUCAGAACUGUUUGUGGGAGGAAGGUGGGCCACAGUGAUGUCAUCUGCAGAGGAUGAACAGGGAAAUCUUCCUUUUCUGCACAAGUUUGAUGCCUUCGUAGCAAAAAUACUACCCCAAACCUUCUCCUGUCUUUUCUCCUCUCCCCUCCCACACACCCACACUCCCCCCCCCCCCCCCGCGCAAUACAUUGGCAUCUCGUGAACUGCAGAGAACAGGAGGAGGCAGAUCACCGUGAGGGCAAUUAAAUUUCAGGAAUGUUAUGCUUCUGUGGAUUUCUGUGCUUUGCAGUGCCAAAGCUCUCAUUUAAAGCUGGUAAUUUGGAGCCCUAUUAAUAAUUUUUGUUCCUUUCACAACUGCUACUUUCCUGCGGUGUUUCCUCCCCUCAUAAGAAGCUAAAGUAGCUGCAGGCCAGGAGGGACUCACACUCUUUCUUAUUUUUAGGGCAAAUCUACAGCUUUGUUUUAGUUGGUUGGUCAUAUUUUUUAGCAAUGCAAAAUGCGAUUAGUUCAUUUUAUAUGGGUGCAUUGUUGUGGAUGAGGAUUAUCAGAACCUUUAUUUUCAAAGGGCUGUUUCUUUCUCCCCUCAUUUUAAAAAAAUGGCUUUGCGUUUUUUUGUUUUGUUUAUUUGUUUGUUUUUGCUCGGCCCACCAUUGGAAUGUGGCCACUGAGUCAAACCAUUGUUGUGUCUUCCCCCAGUAUUGUCCACUCGGACCAUUUAAAAUACAAAAUAAAAGAUUCAGAAGGUAAAACAAUAAAACAGUAGAAUUCUCUCAGACUGAUGGUGGUUUUUGCAGGAGGUGAACUUCCUGUUCUGACAUCAAUGUAUUUCACAGGCCAUAUAGGUCUGAUAAGCAGCACUGUGAAAAUGAGGAAGGAGCUGUUCCAACUGAAUUCACCCAGGCCAUUGGUGGUCUUUGAUGCUUCUGGCGUGAGUCCUCAGGCCUGGGCUUCUCAUCAGCAGAUCUUUUGGUAGUCCCUCAGACGGUGGAGAGGGGCUUCCCCACCUAGACUCUUUCAGACUAUUGUUGGUUCCUUCAAGAGCUGAUGGUGUAAGCUCCCUGGCUUCUCCUCCUCCUGACAUAAAUUCCUGGAGGAGGCCAGGUGAGGUGAAUCAUCUCUUCAGUUUGAAAUCAAUAUCCUUCCUCAUCCUCAGGCUCUCUUUCUGAACCAAACAGUUGGAGACUGCAGCUCAUAUCAGCUACCCAGCAGCCAUUGGAUGCUGAUGGUGGUUCAUCUGCAGUCUUCAAAUUGCACCUGUGGGGCUCUUUGGCUUCCUUGACCUUAUACCAAGGAUAUCCAAUGUGAUGCCCCCCUGAUGUUGUUAGACUGCAGUUCCCAUCAGCCUCAGCCGGCAUAGACAACAGUCUGGGAUGGUGGGAGCCCUCAACUACUGUUACUUCCUGCAUCACCUGGAUAUGCUAAGUUACUUGAAUUUGUUAACAGUUGUAAAGAGAUCAUAAUUUAAUGGUGGGACAAAUGCUUUGCACGCAGAAGGUCUCGGAUUCAUUCCCUGGCAUCUUAGGAAAAAGGAUGUCAGGUAAUGGUGAAAUCUUCGCCCGAGAUCCUUGGGAGCUGCUGCUAGUCAGAGCAGACCAGGGUUUCCCAAACUUGGCUCUCCAGCUGUUUUUGGACUACAAUUGGCACCAUCCCUGAUCACUGGGCCUGGUAGCUAGGGAUGAUGGGAGUUGUAGUCCAACAACAGUUGGAGACCCAAGUUUGAGAAACCCUGGAGUAGAUAAUACUUAGUUUGAUGGACAGUUAAAUCUGAAGGCAACUUCCUAUGCACCUGUGUCUUGUUUAUCACUGGAGAAGCCCAGGGUUGAACCUGUGGUGUUCUACAUGCAAAGUGUUGUUACAUACUCCUUCCAGAAGCUGGAUACUGUUGAAACAAAUUUCUGGCCUUGACGGAACUUUGGCUUGAUGCAGCAGAGUUCUUUGUACAUUCCGAGGAAUAUACUGCACCGUGCCCACCCUCAACAUAAAGGACCAUUGUUACCAAACAGAACUGGGACUGAUUGCACUGUCACACAUGUUGGUGACAAAACAUUUGGCAGUUAAGAAUGUAAGGAGAGAUGAACGAGUCCAAAGGCCUAUGCAGUCCUACAUUCUGUUCUUACGGGAGCCAACCUGAUGCGUAUGGGAAACCCAAAAGCAGAAGGUGGGCGCAGCAGCACUCUUCUAUUCCGUUCAGGGUAAGCUGCAAGAACACCUUUCUUUUUUUUUUAAGAAUAAUUUUUUAUUAACCGACCAAUCACAUCAAAUCAAACCAAAUUACAUAAAUUCCAAAUUACACAGCCGAAUUUUAAAUUUUUGUUGGGGGUACCCAUAUUUCAAGUUCCGAAGGGAUCCAAUCAACUUCUUGCUUCUUACUGCUGUUUUAAUGUCCACAAAUCUAACCUUAUGAUGUUCACAGUACUAUCCAGUCCUUUCUUAUUAUUUUUCCACAUCUCUUGUUAGUUAUUUUCAUAUAUUUUUCCUUUCUCUUUGUGACCUCUGAUAGUCUCCAUGAAGCUGGUUAGAACAGUUUGUAAUCCUGCGUGGAUAUUUUUUUUAUUAUCCAGUAGCCAUAUCCAGACAUUUUCCAUAUAACAUCACUUCCAUACAUCAAAACAGUCUUAGCGUCAUUAAUCUUCACCAAUCUGCCUCCUUUCUCAAAACCUCUGAGGAGAUUCACUAGGAAUGCAGUCUGAAAACAAAUCCGUUCUUCCUCCCGGCUGUAAAUCCUUUGGCAAGAUGGCGACUCAGAUUAAUUGCUGCACCAUUCCCAAAAGCUCUUAUUGCUUCUCGGUCUCCAUAAAGCAUACUUUUGGUUAAAGUUUAUCUCCACACAGACCUUAAUCAUCCUGCUUGGGUCAGUUCAACCGACGGUUCUAAUGAGGAGGGGUUCUUGUAAAUCACAUAGAAGGAAAGUAAAAAAGGUUUUUCCCCCCCAUUCAGCCCCAUUGUCAACAUACCCCGCCUUUGGUGUAUCUUCAUCGUAAAAUAUUCUUGUUUCUCCAGCCUGUCGUCUUCUUUCGCAGAGGUCACUUAAAGUAGCAGACUUCACUCCCCUUCUUCACUUGAAAUAUGUGCAUUUGCUUCUUUUGUAAUUAAUUAUUCCAAAUUGCUGCAACUAGUGCGCGAUCAGAGACAGCAUCCAGGAGAGCCGAUGUCCACACGGGGGCAUUCUGCCUAGGGGCCUCACCCCCUUCUUUUGAAUUAGGGGGUGAUUUAUGGGCACAGCAGGCAAGGGCAGUGUUCCCCAUUUCCUUGGGGCAACAAGGGAGGCUGCCUACUCCCAUAACAGCCUCUUAAUUACCCUGUGUGGGUCGGAGAGAUGGUAUUGUCGGCCAUCUUCCAAUGCGCCCCCUAGUGGCCCCCGCAAGAACACCUUUCUUCCUUCUCCCUAGAAGCUUGCUGAGAGAUAAAGAGAUGCUGCCUAUUAGGGCCAUAUAGGUAGAGUUUAUAGCCAUGUUUACCAAUCUUUGAAGCAAGACAAAGGACAGUGCUGCAAGGAAACAAAACGGAGAAUAAGGGCAAAGUGGAUUUAUGGAGAAGGAUCCUGGCAAGGUGUGGGGAACCCUUUCAAGAGAAAGUGGCAGCAUGAAUGGAACUGCUGAGCCAAGAGUGGGAGCAGGAGAUGACGGGAGCAGGGAAGGGGUGGGCUGGAGGGAACAUAUGGAGUGAGAAGAUUGGGAGUAAAUCAGAGGAGCGAGGGCCAGAGCAGUAAAAGAAGCGAAGGGCAAACAGCCUGGGCUGACGUGGUUCAAAGACAACAAAACAAGCCAAGGAAGACAUUGCAGAUGGCUCAAAGCAGGGAGUCAUACGCACACAUGUCGUUUUUCCCAAGUGCAAAUCCUCUGGGUGAAGUCCAAGGAUGCCAUUCUGCAGAGGCAUCUGCUAACGUAAGAGAAAGAGAGGCAAUUUCCAUUCAUUCUCCCUUCCCCUUUGAGCCCACUGCACCACCUCCCAUGCUCCAAAUCUAAAUCUGGAACAGAUUUCAGUGAUUCUGAACCCAGCUUGGCUCCUGGAAAGAGAUGCGGCAGGAGGAAGCUGUGAUCUUGACAAGCUUCAUCUGUGGCAACUCCAGCUUUUUUAAAAUUUUGAUCAUGGCACAGUUACACAAGACCUGGUCACUUCAAGAUUAAAUUACUAACACAUCCUACAUGGAGUAUGAAGAGUGUUCAGUAGCUUCAGUUGGUGUACAUAUUAUAUGGACCUGGAAGUCCAUCAGAUGGACUUUAAAAUUCUGCAGGAUUCACAACCUGUGGUUUGACUUGUACACUAAUCUCAAGCCUCUUCUGUGUUUCACAUCUCUGAAGUAUUAGCUAUUUGCAACAUCAGCCAUUCCUCCUUCACCACUGGCUGGUUCAACACUGUACCUGGUUCCGCAGUAGGCUUCUCCUGUUUUUCUCCCAUGUGAGCCUAGAUUUUAAGUUUAAGUACUGUAAAGGCAAAUGAUGUGAUUACUCCUUUAAAGCUAAGCGAGUCUCGGCCUGGUGAGCUGCUUGGAAGCCUCAUGUGAGCUCUGAGCUUCAGAGUGGCAUAUAAGUGCAACAAAAAGAAUGGAUUUUGGCUUAGCACUAAAGCAUUUAAACGUUGGUAAGCCACAUGGAUACAUAUGUGAAUGUACGACACCCAACUGCUUUGGGUCCAGAAUGACAUUGUAGUGGUUGUUUAAUAAGAGGAAUAAGACAAGUUUGCAUUUGUUUUAUGAAAUUGGCCCAAACAUACCUAGAUCUACUUGGAAUUCUUUUUUUUAAAAAAAACAACCCCAAACCCAAACCUGUAUACUUUCGGUGUUUAAAAUAGGAAUUAGUGGAAAUCAACUCCCAGCAUAUCAGUUCUACCAUCUGCCUAUUAAAAGGACUAGGCUUUGCUUCCACGUUCCAGCACCCCUGCUCCUCUGACAAGAGAGAUGCUAUGCAAAGGUUUUAGGAACUUCAGGCUAGCACUGCUUGCAUCUCAGAUUCCACAGCAGAAUGUUUUGAGAAGUGCCUGUGUCAAAUGUUCUGUGUUUGCUUUAUCUGUUUAAAUACCAAACACUGAAUAAAGAGAAUAAGUUAUUCAGUGUUAAUCAGGAUUUAUAAUGCCAUGUGCAAGCCACCCCUGUUCAUACAAAGCUUGAUUAGCACCUCUCAGGGACCUUAUCCAAAUUCCCAGACUGUAGCGUCUGCACAUUUCCAUAUAAAUAUCUGCUCAGUUCUACAUAUGCUAAACAGCAUCCGUCCUUCUUUUUCAGCUCUCCCCUUUCCACCUCUCAAUGUGACAGUAACUCAAAUCACCAGCAACAAUGCCAGUAUCACUUGGCUGCCAGGAUUUGAUGGCCGUUCUCCACUUCAUUCUUGUACAGUUCAGGUAUGUGACACGUGCAUAAUACCUCCUUGGCCAAAGCAAAUAGUCAAACCCAGGAAAUGUUUUGCUAGAUAGCCCCUUGCUUUGCAUGUCUGGGACCCUGGAGGCAGGGCUUUUCUACCCAGAAAUUCUGUGGGCAACUGGCCUCAAAGGAUGCAGUGCUUAAUUUGUGACCAGAGCAGCAUGGACCAAAAUAAACUACUGUCUUGGAAAGACCCUGCAUAGGAAGAUAAUCAAGUGUCAUUGCAAAGUUCUAGUUUGCUGUACAGUGAUGAUACGAUAUGCAUGCAUAGAGCUCUCCCAUGCACAGAAUGAACCUGGACCAAUUUGAAUCCCUCUCCCCUUGCAUGGAGGAGUGCUGUGUGAUGGUACAUGCACAGAGCCAUUUCUCAGGCACGCUGAUGAAUCCCACUUGUAAGUUCUAGUAGUACAUAUUCCAUGCGUUCAUAGGCAAAAUAAAAUACAUAAUGUCCCAUUUUAUUUUUAAUUUGGGGAACUGUCCUAUUGAUGGUCAAGAGACUUCUGCUAUUUUUAAAAGGACUGCAUCCAAUGACUAAUAAAGUAUAUGUAAUCGCUGCCUCUGGUGUUUUACAAUUUUUUAUAUAAGGUGUAAGCCACCCAGAGUGACUGGGGAAACCAAGCCAAAUGGAUGGGGUAUAAAUAAUAAAAUUGUUGUUGUUAUUGUUGUUGUUCCCUAUAUUGAUACUAUACAUAUUUUACGUAGUCCUUCCCCAGUGUUCAGUGCUGGCAUGAGACUAAACCUGUGGUCCCACGUGCCUCAGCUUUAGUGCCCAGAGAAGUCUUAACUUCUGAUGUAACUUACAGCUCCUCCAGAUAACCUAUUUAUUGAGUAUUCAUCUAGAUUUUCUUGCAUAAAGCUUAUGUGAAACCUGUGGCUCAUCUUUUUUGGGCAUCUCUUGUGAUGGGUUUGCAGGUAUGCAACAAUGAGCAUUCAUUCUGAUUUUACUGACCAGUGUUUGUACAUCUUCCCAAUAAUCAUUAGUUCAUCCCAAACUUUUCAGUGGAUUUCUUCUUCAUGUGAAAAGUGUGUUUGUUUGUUUGUUUGUUUGUUUGUUUGUUUUAGUGGAUCUGUUGCACUUUUAAAUUUCCAGUAUGUGCUUGAAUCCCUCCUGUCUGACAUUCUGGAGGUGACUUUACAUAUUUUUGAGUUGGCAACAUGCAAGCCUAAAUGGCAGUUCAUUGAUUGGUACUUUAUUGCGGGUUGCACAGCAGUUUGAAACAAAUGCACACCUGCAUAUUCCUGCAUUGCAGGGGGUUGAACAAGAUGAUCCUCAGGAUCCCUUCCAACUCUGCAAUUCUUUGAUUCUGUGACUGAAUUUCGGUGUUUAGAAUGUGAGCUGAGUGGAUUCUGUGCAUUGUCCAGCAAGUAAGGUAGUUUUAUGCUUGCUCGACAAGUGCUUGGCUGGCAACUUGCCCUACAUUUGCAGUGCCACUGCAACCGCUGAACAAUGGGUGUUGGGGAGAUCACACAGUAAGUAAGGCUUAAACUGCAGACUGAACACGUGGUGAAGCAAUUAUGCAACCGCUUUAGUAAGGCCAGCUCCUUUUAACUCACGUUUUCUCUCAUCAUGUCAAGUUGGUCCAUUUAACUGAUCUUCCAAGUGAACCAAUUCACGCUGUUCUCUGGUGUGCUGUUGUCAGAGAUGAGUCAUAGGCACAGCUGUCAAGCAAGAACUACCAGCCAGAACCAAUAAAGAUCACUCUUGCCCAGGCAGAGUCCCAGACUAGUUCUCUUUGCCCAUAGUCGGCACCUAGUGCGGAAGCAGAAACCAAGGAGUUUUGAAACUUUUUAAGUGAGCCCAGAGGAGUUCAGAAAGAAACUGUUAACCCAGCAAGGCUCCAGAGGAGAUUGAGAGGCUUGUAUCUUCACUGCAAAUUCCUCCUUCUCCUUCUAAGAUUAAUCUACUGGGAUCCUUGUUCACAGCUAAGUCUUCUUGCUUUUUCUGAAUUGAUCUUUGCACCCAAGGUGACACUUGGGCACCCAGGCACCUUUCAUGCCAACUCUGAGAUUCCCACUGUGUCUGCUGCAGCUUUUGCUCUUGGAGCCCAGGUGGCAGAGAGGGAGAAUCAGUGACCAGGGCACGACACAGAUAGAUUAUUGGAAGCACAAGCAAGACGUUCGUUUGGGACUUGUUCGGUUCUCCCGGGUCCUAAUUUGCACUGGGAUUCUCUGCAGGGCCCAAUGGUGGGAUCCUGACACCCUUCUUGCUGAGGAAAGCUUGGGGGCACAGAAUCACUCAGAUACCUGGAAACCCUUUAUGGCCUAGGGGGGUGGUCCAACUCUUUUCUUCUUCUGCAUAUGGGGCACCUAUGCACAGGACAUCUCUGGAUCCCAGGCUCUUGGCCCAGCUCAUCAUGACAGCUGUCCCAACAACAUUCAGUUCAUCCUUAAAAGAUGCGAACGGUUAAAAACAGCAUGAUCUCCCUGGACUCUCCCCGCUUAUUGCGUCAGAGAGUGGGUUCCCUGCACUGCCACCAUUGUCAGCAUUCUGCCUUGGAAGGGAAUUAACAAAAGCCCAAGGCAAGCGGCUGAGGUGAUCCAGCUUCCUUCUGCUUCGGCAGGGUUGCGGAAGGAGCUUGUGCAUACUACUUGCAUGAAAUAAAAGAACCCAUUGAGAUGGCGAUGAUGACAUGAGUCGUGACUCUCUGCACACAGCGGCUUUGCUCUUAUUUCUCGCACCAUUUCUGCUGCUGCCGCUCUGCUAGAGAGGCUCUGUCUUGACAGAUUAGAAUGAAUUUCCUCCUGUGCAUUGGAAUGCCACGCUUGCCCCGCCGAGUACAGCCUAUUCUUCCUGGUUUGCACGUCCACCAGUCACUGUACAAUGCUAAUCUGUCUAGCUUCUGAGUCCUUCCCCCAACCUUCCUAUUUCUCUUUUUUCUUUCUUUUCUUUGCAACCGGUGAAGUGGGGGAGGGGCGGAACAAAGCGAGAGCAGCUCAGAUUUCAACCUCCUCAGGCAGCCUCAUUUUCCUAAGCUUCCCAGGCUUUUCUGUCCCAUGCUGGAAGGGAAAAAGAAACAGGGAUUUCACUCUCCAGUCAGGCUUAACAUGACAGCCACCCUCAGUUAUAGGGCCUUGGGGAAUGGCAAAAUGUUGAGUACCUCUCAGCUCUGAUUUUUAUUUACAGGCACCCUUGUCCACAGACCCAUAUUUCUACCUGCCUCUAACUGACAGAAUGUUUGUCAUUCUUGUAAGCAAUGUUGUUGUUUUUUAAGCCAAAAAGUGGUACCCACACUUUUAACAUCUGGGGGGGGGAAGGUGCCUGUUCUUCAUACCCUUGAGUACCUGCAGGAAAAAAGCAUUGCUGGUAGCGCUGGAGACAGCAACAGUUCCCUAUGUCAUGCCCACACAGGAACACCACCCCACUGUUUGUUGUUAACAGGUUUUAUAGCUUCACAGACCUGCACUGUAUGUUUGACCAAAGCUGGCAAUGGGACAAAACAAAUGUGACUGUACAUCAGGAGCAUGGUUAAUGUAGUGCCCUCCAGAUGUUGUUGGACUGGGCUUAUGGGAGUUGUUAUCUGAACUGGAGGGUGCUGUGCCAGCUACCCUUGCCAUUCACCAUAGAAAACAAUAAUUCCAUCAUAUCACUUUCAAACAAUAGUUUUUAAAAUGAUUAAGAUUCUCUCUACAGUUCAGUGUGCAGGUGUGUGUGUUUUUUUUUUAAAAAAUUAGGCAUACAAAAGUACUAAGUCAAAUUAAAAGGAUCCAAGAUCCAAACCCCCCAUUAUCCUGUGUGGAAGAACACAGCUACAAAUUGCAUCUUAUUAGAUAAACAGCAAAAGAUAAUAGUGUUAGAUGGGAGGAGUAUUUCCUUCUGCUAACUGAGCACAUAAAGCCAAAUCCAGAUUCAGAGUGCUAUAUCAGGGCGAACAAUUAAGUUCCUCUAGAAAUGCACAUAACUGCAAGCCUUGAAGGAACGCUUAUUUAUUUUUUGUUGAACUGUCACUUCAAAAUGUAGCUCAUUUAUAGUCUUCCUUCUUCUGUAUCCUUGGUUUGUAAGACAGUUUUGUUGAUAAUGAGCAGUUCCCAGAGUCUAUCAUACCGUUGCUGGACAGAUGGAGUUUAUUGCUUUCCCAUUUGUGCAGUUGAUUGAAGUCUUGCUUCAAUUAGAAGAGAGAGAAAAAAUGUGGGGAGGCGGAAGGAACCAGUUUAAUGCCAAGGGCUGGGAGUUGUUUUGUGCCCAUGAGGCUCAGAAAGAGUAUCUUUGGGCUUUUGGGAGGGCUGCAGUUGGUGAUGAUGAUAACCACCUUCAAAACUCUUGGGUCAUAGGGGAUGCCCUUUAAAUGGGACAAAAUGUUCCCACAUGCCCCAGCAGGUGUCUCCCAGCCAAGAAGUUAUUCUAGAGUUUUUUGGUUUGCUUACAGCCUCUAGCAUUUUGAAGAAUUAGUCAUUGCAUAUCAACGUUUUGAAGCCAAGAUUAUGUGAAAUGUAUUACUUGUUGGAUGCAACUCUCCUAAAGAUUUAUGGCAUAAAAAAGAGUCACUUUAUGUUAAAUCCAUGAGAGUGUAUUUGGCUUGUGUGUUCAUAUCUGCUUUAUCUCCCUUCUGCAACAGGUGGCUGAGCUACAGGAAGAUGACGUUUCCACAGAAGUUGUCCCUGCCCCCUCCUUUUCCCAGGCUUUUCCAGGAUUAAAGCACUCUACCAAUUAUAGUGCUCGGGUCCAGUGCACUAAUGAACUGGGCAGCUCCCCUUUUACAGACUGGGUCUAUUUUCAGACCAUGGGAUUAGGUAAGAACAUGGUUUCAUGGAAAUAGUGAAACAUUUUUCCAUUAAGCUAUGCAGUUCUGGGGCAGAAAAACCAUUGAACAACUUGACCGCAUCUCCCAUUGUAGUAACUAAAUACAAGAACCAUAUAAUUCACAUGGCUGAUUCAAACAACCAGCCAUCAGCUUCAAUUUUUUGCCAUUGUUGUGCCUUAGACUGUAGUUUACUCAUGGCAAAUCAUGUGAGGGUGUUCCUAGUUUAUGCAGGUAUAAAGGUGAUGCUGGAGUUUCCCAGUAUUCACAGCUUAUUCCAGGAGAGAAAAAGAAUCUUAGAUGUUCCAGGACCUCAAGAGUCCCUUUGGUGAAUUUGCAAGGAAACUAGCAAAUGAAAUGGCUUUUUGCCCUAAGGCUGUUCCAUACCUCUCUGUCCCUGAGAGUUCUCUCUCUCUCUCUCUAACAACAGGAUAUAUGUUGUGAUUUUCUUUCCAUUACAGCACCAAACAGUACUCCACAAAACGUACACAUUAUCCAAAGAGAUUCUUGUCUGAUUUUGGAAUGGGAAACAAUGGCUCCAGAAAUGCAUAGGGAAAAUGCCCUCGGAUACAGGUUGGAGUGGAGUCAAGAUAACAUCACUCAGGUAACAGACUGAGCAGCAUAAACAUUGCCUUGGUGGAUCAGAGCAUGGUCCAAAUUCUGUUCUAACCUAAGCCAGCCAAACAUCCCUGGGAUCUCACAAGCAGGUCAUGAUAAUGAGGACCAUCCAUUGUUGUUUGUCCUAGUCAUUUGAUAUACUCAAGCUGUGUACACACUAUAACUUAAAUGCACAUUUGAAACACACUCUUUCUAUCAAAGAAUUCUGGACACUGUAGUUUACCCCUCACAGAAUUGCAAUUCCCAGCAGCCCUUAACAAACUACAGUACCCAGAAUUCUUUGCGGGAAAGAAUGUGCUUUGAAUAGGCUUUAAAGGCAGCACUUUUUUUCAGCCGGAAUGUGCCUGUGAGUACCAGUGUGUUAGGCAGAGCAACUUGGAUAGUAGAUUCAUCAGGAGGAAGCUGAUAAAGGCUAAUCAUACAUUCUGGAUCAAUAAAAUUCAUCAUAUUCUGUUUGUCACAGACUAUUCCUUGUUCCAGAUUUGCCAGGCAAUAUCUUGAGCUGUAUCUCAAAUUACAGUGGUACCUUGGGUUAAGUACUUAAUUCGUUCCGGGGGGCCAUUCUUAACCUGAAACUGUUCUUAACUUGAAGCACCACUUUAGCUAAUGGGGGCCUCCUCUGCCACCGUGCCACCAGAGCACGAUUUCUGUUCUUAUCCUGAAGCAAAGUUCUUAACCUGAAGCACUAUUUCUGGGUUAGCGAAGUCUGUAACCUGAAUCAUAUGUAACCUGAAGCGUAUGUAACCCGAGGUACCACUGUACCAUCAAUUAUAAAAGUAAAUUAUAAAAUUAAUUCAGAAUGAGAAAUUUAGUGCUUAGGGAAGGUUCUAGACCAGGGGUAGUCAACCUGGCAUCCUCCAGGUAGUGGUGGAUUCCAGUUCCCAUCAUCCCUGACCAUUGCCCAUGCUAGCUGGGGCUGAUGGGCGUUGUAGUCCAGCAACACCCUCUGGCAUUCCCUCCCCUUAGAUAUUUGACUGGCUCCGUUUCUGUUAUCUUUUCAUGGCCUACUGAAGACCUUCCUCUUUCAACAAGCAUUUUAAGUUGAGAUCUUUCCCAGACUGCAUCUGCGUUGGAAUGGUUUUAAAGAUGUUGUUAUUGUCAUUAUCACUUCUUGUUUGCUGCCCUGGACUCCUUUGGGAAGAAGAGUGGAAUAUAGAAAAGUAAUGAAUAAUAAAUAUCAUUACAGCACCAUAUUAGCUGCCUGUGUUCUAGACUGACAGCUUGGAAAUGAAUCCUAAAAAGCCACGCGCAAGUCUUAGGAAUGGGUUUGUGUCAAACUGGAAGGUGGUAACAUAUGUUAUCCGCAGUCUGUUCUGGGUUUGAUUUUGUGCAACAUACUCAUUAAGGAGUGGAGAAUUUCCUCCCCACCCCCCCACCCCUCUCCUAAUGCGGCUGUCACAGAGUUUGUAGGCACUACAAUAUGACAAAGAAAAAAAGAGAGAGCGAUUACAAUCCCACAUCUCUUCAAGUAUUUAUUGUACCUCUGCAGCUAAGCUUGCAUUGAUUAUUAGGAAUUUUAAUAAAAGUAAAAUAAAAAAAAGCAAUGCAGGCACAAUAUAUUAGUAUACAGUGGUACCUCGGGUUACAUACGCUUCAGGUUACAUACGCUUCAGGUUACAGACUCUGCUAACCCAGAAAUAGUGCUUCAGGUUAAGAACUUUGCUUCAGGAUGAGAACAGAAAUUGUGCUCCGGCGGCGUGGCAGCAGCAGGAGGCCCCAUUAGCUAAAGUGGUGCUUCAGGUUAAGAACAGUUUCAGGUUAAGUACGGACCUCCGGAACGAAUUAAGUACUUAACCAGAGGUACCACUGUAAUCGGUUUUGGGAAAUCUCAGGGUUCAGAAAAUUGUGGAGUUGCCUAAAAGUAUACCUGCAUUCAGGGAGCCUUACAGCUUCCUUGUGUGGUAUUAUAAGCAAGUGCCAAAUGAGUGCUGAUCACCAAUGGGUUUUUGUUUGCUUGCUUGCUUCAGGGGGAAAUGAUCGUGCAGGAGACGAGAGCCAACCUCACUAUGUGGAAUCCCUUAAGAGAUCUUACCAUCAGGGUGUGUGUACUCAACUCAGCAGGCUGCGGGCCUUGGAGUGAACCCUUGCUGCUUACAGCUGAAGAUUUAAUAGGUGAGUUGCAUGUGCUGUAAGCUUCUUCUUUUAUAACUGCAUCUUCUCCUCAAGGAAAAUAUUACAUCACUGUUAGUACUGUGCUUGCAAUGAGCUGCUGGUUGCCACUGUGUUUUUCUAUCUCUGCUCUUCCCAGCACUUACAACUGCAUGUGUUGCAUUUUUAAACGGAAUGAGACCGAAGCGGAGCAAUCUAGCAAAAGCAAAGCGAAACAAACUCAGCUGCAACUGAGUUGAAAAAAUCUGUGCAUAUGCGUUGAAAAAUCUAGUUCUCAUAAUCCUUACAGGUUCCUCUACACCUGGGUUUUGUGUUAAUUUCUAUACACUGAAGGUUCUGUUUGUGGAUUGUGGGGGAUUUGACUGUGAACAAUAAAGUGUGUAUAUAUGGAUGGAUGUACAUUCCCAGUGCUUUUUUUUUCUUAAAAAAUGUUUAGGGGUACUCUCAUUUUGACUCAAGAAAAUCACCAUUUUAUAGUUCAAAUCUGGAAAAAUAAAUACAGUAAAAGGACAAAAGGACAAAGAUUAAAAAAUGUUUAGGGGUAUGCGUACCCCUGCGUACCCCCCAGAAAAAAAGCACUGUACAUGCCUAUACAGAAGUGCUUUGUGUGUAAUAAUUCCAUAAGGUGUGAAGCAGGCCAAAGCUCUUUGAAAACAUAGGAAAUGGGUCUUACACCAGUCCAUUUAGCUCAGUGUUGUUGACAUUGAUUGUCAAUGGCUCUUAAAAGGUUUCUGAAAGGAUUAUCUCCUAGCCCUGCCUGGAGAUUUUGGUAGUGAACUUGGAGUCUUGUGCAAGCAAAGUGUUCCCUACCACCGGGCACUCCAAAUCUGCAACUCUUAAUCCUGUGCAUGACGGUUUCCGAUUCCCUACUUAUCUGUGCACUGUGCAUGGAUGGCACAUUCAGCAGUGAGGAAGGAGCUUGGGAAAUCUUGUACCACACUGCACUUUCCCCCCUUUCAGGGUUCACUGUGCUGCUUCCUCCCCCAUCCCUACCCAAAAUUGUUGUUCCUUUUUUCCCUCACAGACCUUUAAAUACAUAGACACCCCUCAGGGGUUUUUUUUAGUCUUAAAACCACCCUUUCUUCCUUUGCUAAUUAUGGUUCUUCUUCAUAGCAGAGAGCGAAGCAAUACAAAUAAACAUCUUCCACAGGUUCGAAAAUGUGACUGAUGUCAAAACAGGGCUGAGAGAUUGUAGAUGAAGGCAACAAUCUUAUACAAAGUUAGGCGCUCUCAAGUCCAAUUAUUUCAGUGGACUUAAAACACAUUCUCUCUCCCUCUCCCUCAGCCUGAGGCUUCUUUGUGUCCCAGCCACAGCCACACCUAACACAGUAUGUUGCUGAGCUUAUAAACGCUUGAAAAUAAAGCUUCAUUAUGGAAAUGCUGACACACCAAAACUAUAGAUCUGUAAAAAUAAUGAAACUUUGUUCUACGCUUGAGCCUGGUGGAAAAUAAAAAUUGCUUACUUUCUAGAAUUAACCAGCUGGUACUGAAUAGGCAUUUCCAGUUCCCACUGCGUGUGAAAUAUCUGGGGCAGCUUGUUAGCAUACGGGUGGGGAAGCUUAUAAAAAGAUUUAAUGGUGCUGUUUGAGGAAACCAAAUGCAUUCUUAUUUGAAGCACCCUCAGCCUGCACCCUCAGCCUUGCGCCCUGUUCCUUCAGGGCUGUGGGAAGGGUCUAGUAGGCUCUUUCUGUUGCUCUCAUCAGUGUCAGCAACAGAAAACAACUGGGUGUAUGUGUGGCACAGGAGGGGCAAGGUAUAUUUUUAGGUGGGUGAGUUGUGUCCCACAUGUUAAGAUCUCUGAAAGAAAAAUAACAGUAUAUUUUAAAUGGCAGAAUCUAGCAAUGGGGAGGCAAAUGGGGGCAGCUCCCUGUUCGUGGGGCACUUGUCUCCCCUGCCCCCUUCUAGUGCCACCUGUGGCUAUCACUACUACUGGCACUGUACUGUUGUGUCAUUUAUUUCAUGCCAAUCAUGUUCUUAAUGCAUCAGAAGGUCCUUUUUCUGAAUGGCAAUGUGCCCAGUCUGUUUGAAGGCACUGCAUUUGGCUGCCUUUGUCCCGUCCCAGUUGAAGGAGCGUGCUGUGAUUUCCACAGGAACACUGGAGACAUUUUAACUUUGGAAGAAUAAUAAUAAAUAGGGAGCUUUCAUGCCUGCCCCCUAGCAAUAGCCACCAAGAACAUGGGGUAGAGAUGUGGGUUCUCACAACGCAACAGCCCCAAUCCACAUGGGAAUACUCCCAAAGGUGAUGACAUGCGCCUGGCCCUCAGGUACUUCUGCAAGUGAUGCUAAGUGCAAGUUUUUGUAUCUACAGUAAUUCUGACUUUAAACCAACACACAAAACUUGUGGGUUUAAAGUGGCAUGUAACGUGUGAAGUAAACAUUUUUAAUGUAGGAUGAUGCAGUCUGGAAUGGAGAGCUUUUUUGGGUUAAGUUCAAUAUUGAGCUAGUGGACAUUUUCCUGUUGUUCUUUUUAGCAAGCAUGGUUCCAGGGUAAGGGCUAGAGACUUCCUGCCUCCAUAUAGAGCAGACCGGAGAAUGAAGACCAUUUGUUCCUGGUGCCAGCACCACAGGUGCAUUCCUGAUGGCAAACCUCCCACUUUUGCCAAAACGAAACAAAAAAAUCAGAAAUACUGAUUUCUCCUCCUGGUGUUGUGGGUGUGUACCUUUCACACUAAGCACAGUAAUGAUGUUGCUUGUCUGCUUCUUCAUUGCUGAGAUAGAAUUCCACCUUACUCCAGCAUUUCCUGGUGAAAAAUGCUGCCCGUCUGUACUAGUCCCACAAUUUAAAUUUUUAAAAUAAAAACCACUGUCUGUAUUUUAAGUGCAAUUUUAUUAUGCGUUCUUCGUUUGUGUGUGCAAGUGUGGUCAAUCUCUCUCAAUUGCCAUCUGUUGGUUGCACAGUCUUAAAUGUUCUUGGGAUCAAUUGCAGCAUAUUUUGCAAGGUUUGGGGGGGGGAGAAGGGGGCUGACCAAAGACCACCCAGCAGUAAUAUACCACCCACUCCUAGCUUUUCUAGAGUGAUUCUGGAGGUGAAAGUUGCUGGAAUUUAAAGGGCACAAAAUCAGAUGUGUAAGUGGAAAGGGAAUAGAUUGCAGCAAAUCAAGGGAGAAUAGAGUACAGCCCAAAUGUUCUGGUAUCAACAUGAAGGUGUACAAAAUAGAAAGGUGAAUAGAAGCAUCUCUUAUGAGAAAAGCAUUGGGUGGAGAAGAGUGAGGCUGAAUAUAGCUAGGAACAGUAUUAAGGAUAUGGACAUCUGAGUGGAAUGGUGUCAGGUAUCCAUGCAUCUGAGGAGGCUAAAUGGAUUUUCCUGUCUACAGAUACAGUUUUAGUAAGAUUGUAUAUUAGCCAAUAAAAAUGGACUGGCAAAGAACAAGCAUUGCUCAGUUUUUCCUCAUCAUCACAUGUCUAGGGCUUUUAUAGCUUUAGUCUAAAUUGGGAUGCUUACAAAUUGGCGGAUUUCAUAAUCUAAUUUCCCCCACUUUCUUUAUGCUGAUAUUCAGAAGGUCUCUGGGGAUGUUAUCUUGCACAGCCUUAGGGUAAGAGAAUGGGAGGGGGGACGAAUAAGUUAUAUUACAGCACUCCAAAAUAUCUGCAUAAUACUGUGUGCCACAACCGAAAAACACUCCAUGCACAAAAGAUGAGGGGGGAAGUUUCCCUCUCUUUUGCUGAUACAACACAUUUUAACAGGAAAUUUCCUAUGCCCUGGGCAGCUCGUAUGCAGAUUAUUCCUGCUACAAGUUCCUUGUUCUGCUAAGAUUUCCUUGUUCUCUUCAAUAGCUAAAGGCCAAUCCUAAAAGGCUGCUGCAAUUGCAUCUGGGAUUGAAAGCAAGUUCAGUAGCGACUACUUGAGUGCUGCUUUCACAGACCACAGUAGACGCUUCCAAAAAAAUUGUGCAAUCCCUGCACCCUCCAUCCCUACACUCAUGUAAAUUCUGUCAUUCUUGCUUUUAUAUUUUGCUGGAAUUUUGUAGCAACCUUAUCCUGGCCCAGCAAGGAUAAGGUAAACACUUCAUCAGAUUCUGUUGAGGCUUUGGGCAACGAGUUUCAGCUCUUAGUUAUUUUUAUUUAUUUACUAAGUGUAUAUCUUGCCCUUCCUCGCAAAGGAGCCCAUUGAUCUUCAGAAUAUGCUCACCAAACCUGGAAUUUGUAGUUAGGUUUUGAAGAUGGUUGGUGGCUGCCACUCAAAUGCUGGGAUGUCCUGUCACAACAAGGUACACUCUAUUGCUGUAACAUCUUUUUCAGGUUCUUUGGGACAUGGCAGAUGUGUCUGCUUCUGAUGUUUGAGUACUUACACUGUGGAACAUGCCCAUUUUAAGAUGGAUUACUUUGAGUUGCAAUUUUCUAAAUGUGAUUUCCUACUGUCUCACUGAGGAUUUCUUUUGUACACAGGAGGACAGAGACAACCUCCCUAUGGCACAUCCUGGGUCCCUGUAGUAUUAGGCAUUCUUACUGCACUCGUCACAGCAGUUGCCUUGGCACUGAUCCUGCUGCGGAAAAGAAGAAAAGAAACUCGCUUUGGGCAAGUUCUUGUCAUCAUCAUCUCUUAAUCUGGAUGCAUUAAUGCAACCACAUUGCAUCACAGGGUUGCCCAUAACUAUGUAGCAACUCAGUUCGGAUUGAGGGAAACCUCUCCUAUUUACAAAGUGGAGCUGGCUUUUAGAGCAGGAAAACUGAACAGGGCAAGAAGGAAGUGCCAUGGCCUGUGGCAGUGGCUAGCACAAGGAUAGGGAGCCUGCAGUCCUCCCCAUGUUGUUGGUCUCCAAAUCCCAUCAGUCCCAGCCAGCAUGGCCAGUUGUCAAGGAUGAUGGGCAUUGCAGUCUAGCAACAUCUGGAGGGACAUGGCUACCCAUCAUUGGCCUGAUAAUGCAUCGCAGCUGGCCAAUAUAGCUUGCUCUGCUCUGAUCAUGCUACAGUUUGCUGUUAGAGACAGUAGAGGGAGGAGGAAUAAGGGGAAGAGAGGGAGCUGUAUUGGCAACCUGGACAAGAACGAGCAGCAUUGUGGGUGCUUCAGUAGGCCCAGUGUUUCUUGCUGUAGCUCAGUGGUAGAACACCACGCAAAGGAAUACAGAGAGAUAAAGAAACACAGCUCACAGAACUCUGUAUGCAAUUAUAAUUCAGUGGUAGAGCAUCUGUUUUGCAUGCAAGCUCAAUCUCCAGCAUCUCCAGACCUGGCUGGGAAGGCUCCAGUCCAGGCUACCUCAACCUCGGCCCUCCAGAUGUUUUGAGACUACAAUUCCCAUCAUCCCUGACCACUGGUCCUGCUAGCUAGGUAUCAUGGGAGUUGUAGGCCAAAAACAUCUGGAGGGCCGAGGUUGAGGAAGCCUGCUCCAGUCUGAAACCAUGAAGAGGUGCUGUCAGUUAGUCAUUGUAGACAGUACUGAGUACAGUGUACCAAUGGCCUGGUAUUCAGUAUAAAGCAGCUUCCUUUAUUGCUGGGGUGGGUACUGUGCCCGUGCUCCUCUUCAUUCCUGAAGCCUUUGGAAAACCUGAGGCUGGAAGGGCCUGCCCAAGGAGCUCAGACCUUUUGCACAGCAUCACUAAGAUGAAAUGGUUGGAAAUUCAGAGAGUUUCUAAGCUGUUGUAAAUGUAUGUGGAACAACAAUGCACCUUUGUAGCACUCCAGUGAUAGUUCGGUAAUGAGAUUUUCAUUUUGCUUCUUUUUGCUUCUUUUAGUCAUGCCUUUGGCAGUGUGGUGGGAGGAGAUCCAGUCGUCCAUUUCAGAGCGGUGAGAUCUUUCAACAGAGAAGGCCCAGAGCUUAUUGAGGCAACAUGUAGGUAAAAUGUUCUGAGUGAUUCUUUACUACAGAUCCCAUUGAUCCGAUGAGUUUCCAAGACUCUCAGGGCAAACUGCUAUUUUCUCCCCUGCUACUCCAUGCAAAAUUUUCUCAUUAUUUCUGUCAGACACUAAACGUUCCUCAUGCAGGCACUAAGAAAGGAACACAGUGAUCUCACUGACAGACUUUGACAAAAGACUCAUCUUGCCUCAGAUGUAACUUUGAAAUCCACCAAGAUACUAUAGUCAAAAUCCCCUAUCUAACUCUGCAAUUUGUAUAUUGACUUCUUCAGCAGGCAAAUCAUACAUUGCUGGAUUGAGAUGGAGGCAAGGGAAUAUUUUCCUUCUCUAGCCUAAUCCGAACUAUGGUUUAGAAACAAAAUGACAAUCCUAUGCACAUUAACUAGGGAGUAAGCCCCAUUGACCAAAAUGGGCCUUACUUCCUAGUAAGUGUGGCUAGGAUUGAGUUUCAUGUUUCAUUGAUUUCAGUGCGGCUAACCUCCAAAUAAACACGCAUAUAAUUGUGGCCCUAGAUUUCACAAAUUGUUUAAGUUAUCAAGAUGUACUGUACUGCAAUAAUAAGAAGCCUCGUCUCUCAUAAGUUUCCCAACAUCCAAAAUAAAUGGGGGGCAACUCUGCUUUAAUUAUCAUGGUCUGUUGCAUAUAGGACUGGCUUCAAGGACCAUCAACUUUUUAGUUUUGGUAGCCAUGUUGUGAAAUACCUUAUAUGAGUAAGCUUCCGAGGUCUUCUUUUGCCACUUUUUGGAGACUGAUUAACAUUUCUUAUUCAUACAGACAUUUAAUUAAUGUUACUUGAGUUUAUCUUGGUUUGGUUGCUGCUGAUAUAGCAUUUAAAGUGUAUUAACUGGUUUUAUUUUUUGUUAGCAACUUAGACAUCCCUUAGACAUGACCUAGAUAGGGAAUUUAAACCGGAAGUGUACAAAAUAGCCUUUAUAAUAUACCUCAAGUGGAAGUUCAGAUAGUCCACAACUUCAAAGAUCUAAUGGUUUCCAAACAGCUGUGAUUUAUCAUCCGCAGUUUGCUUCUCAAAUGGCCGUCUGUCAAACGGACUGGUGCAAGUCUGAUUCAUUUUUGCUGCUUAAACUUUUUCUUAUUUCCUGUUAGCUGUUUAAGAGAAAUUCUCUGAAACUUUAGCACUGGGCGGUGGUGCAAAGCAAGGAAAUAAAUCUGGAAGUUUGAAGCAUCUCGUAUUUCAUAAGAUUAGAAAAGGGAAUUGCUGUCACAGCAAUCGUGAACAUACAAGUAGCCCAGAGGCGGGAAACCAGAUGUUAACUGGACUUCAGCUUUCAUUAUUACUGACCUGUAGUCAUGUUGGCUGAGGCUGGUGGGAAUUUGAGUCCAACAACAUAUGGAGGACCAUAGGUUCCCCAUCCCUAUACCAGAGAGGAACAUCCUCUCUGAGUAGAAAGGAUGAGCAUCUUUCAAAGUCAGUGUCUUAUUCAACACCAUCUGGAAACCUCGUGAUUCUAGGGAAUAGCAACAGUUAGGUUUACUGAGAUUCUGUGCUUUCAUGCCCCUUUUUCUAUCUCUCUUGUUUCUCCAGUGGACAGUAUAGGUAUCAGUGAUGACUUGAAGACCAAACUGAAAGAUGUCCUGAUCCAGGAGCAACAGUUUACUCUAGGAAGAAUGCUAGGCAAAGGUGAGUGUGAACCAGAGCCUGGACCAGGGCUGGGGAACUCGUGGCCAUCCAUAUAUUGUUGUACUCCCAACUUUCAUCAGUCCUAGCAGGCUUGACCAAUGGGCCUUGGAUGAUGGAAGGUGUAGUCCAACAACCUCUGGAGGACCACAUUUUCUGCACCCUUGCAUUAUUGGGAUUAAUCCCAAUGUGGCUAGAAGCUGUCUUUUAUCUGGGUCUUAACAAUAAUUCUGUAUAUCCUUUAGUCUGCCCAAUAAAAGCAGUGUAGAGCUAUGGUUGGCAGUUUGAGGUACCCUGGGAACUUGAGAAGUCAAAUAAGGGAAGAGAUUCCUCAAAGGAAAAGGUAGAGAGUACUUUGUAAAAUAUAUGAAAAAGAAGGAGAGGAACGGGAGGUAAACAGAGAGCAGAAAGGUUGUUAGGGGAAAAGGGGAAAGCAAUAAGAGCCAGGGCUAAAGUUGAAGAAAGGUUUAAAGGAGAUGACUGCUCUAGCUUACUGCUUGUCCACCAUGUCCUUGUCCACCAUUCGGUAUUUCAUUGCCUGGUAAAGAACCAGAGGCACAAUGCAGCCAAAACUGAGCUCUUCUAACUUCCAUUGAUUUUGGCUGACUUUGGUUGAAUUAUGCCCUAAGUUCCCGCUGGCUCUUAAUUGUCUAUAUUUCCAGAAAAGAGAGAGAGAGAGAGAGAGAGAGAGAAAGAAAGAAAGAAAGAAAGAAAGAAAGAAAGAGUAGAUUUGAAUUUCAGUGUGAUAUUGCCCCUUUGCCUCUUUGAUAUUGCCUCUUUGAAAAUCAUUCCAGCAGGUGUUUCAUUGGAAGAGACCCUCUACCUAACCACUCCAUCCUUAAUGGCCCCUUGGAUUAAAAAUCAAUUGCACUAUGCUUAAUGUUACCUUGUUCUCUUCUUGUGAUCCUUAUUAGGGGAAUUUGGGUCUGUAAGAGAGGGUCAGUUGAAGCUGCCUGAUGGCUCUCUCCAGAAGGUUGCGGUGAAAAUGCUCAAAGGUGAGUAAUAUGUAGGGUCCCUGAAAUGUUCCCAGUGCCUCAUUGUCACUACACAUCUUACUAUGCCUGUGAUCCUUGGAAGGGUCCAUAGUUUAGUGGUAGAGCAUGUGUUUUGCAUACAAAAGGUGCCGGAUUCAAUUUUUAUCUUAUUUUAAUAUUUAUCAAAUUCAUAUACCUCCCUUCAUCCAAGGAUCACAGAGUAGAUUACAAUAUUAAACCGCAGAAAUACAUACCAAAAUAACAAACAAAACAAUAACAAUAACCCAAUCCACAGCAUCUCCAGGUAAAAUGCUGCCUGCCCCCAAGAAUCCUAGAAACUGUGGUUCAUUUAGGGUCUCCUAACAAUUCUCCAUUCCCUUAACGAACUACAUUUCCUAGGAUUCUUUGCAGGUACCGUAUAAGUCAUGACUCUUAAAGUGGAAUACGAAUGUUUUCAAUGUAUCUUGUGGAUGUGGCUACAGGUUUUUAAAAAAAUGGUAUUCUAUAUAAAUAUUUUAGACAGUCUUGUAAACCCAGUUAGAGCUCUUUUGUCCUACUGCAUUAUAUGAAUCUUGUUAAAUAUAUAAAAUGUGUCUGUAUGAUUCUCAGUGGAAACGUUUAAUGAAGGGUAUCCGACGCUUCUAGGAGCUCUAACUUUUCUGCUUGUUUCCUUGGAAGUUACCCCCACCUAGUUCAAAAGGAAACCUCAGCAUUCUUUUCUUUUAUUGUAGCGGAUAUCUUCACCUCCAAUGACAUUGAGGAAUUCCUGAGGGAAGCUGCCUGCAUGAAAGAGUUUGACCAUCCGCACGUUACUAAACUGAUUGGUGAGCUCUUUUGCAUCUCGUAUUUAGCACCCAAAGCGUAUUUCACAGCUCCUGUGCACAACAGCUCCUGACAAUGCCAUCCUGGCCACUUACCAGCAGCAAGGACAGUGGGGCAUGGGCACACUGCCCUUGCACCAUCCCAGUUAGCAACAGUCAUGCAAGUGGCGGGAGAGUGGCUCUGUGGCACCACCCCACCAUGCUAGCCAUUCCUAGCAGUGCUAAACUGGGAGACGGCAGCAUCAACGUCAUGUACUGCCCUGUUUUGAUACAGUAUAAAUUCUCUGAGAACUUACAUGCUCUCACAUUCCAAAUGCUCGUAACAGUACAGUGGUACCUUGGGUUAAGUACUUACUUCGUUCCGGAGGUCUGUUCUUAACCUGAAACUGUUCUUAACCUGAAGCACCACUUUAGCUAAUGGGGCCUCCUGCUGCCGCCGCACCGCUGAAGCACAAUUUCUGUUCUCAUCCUGAAGCAAAGUUCUUAACCUGAAGCACUAUUUCAGGGUUAGCGGAGUCUGUAACCUGAAGCGUAUGUAACCCGAGGUACCACUGUACACUGAUUCUCUUCUCUGACACUCAUUUCUGACAACAAAUAAACAUUAUAUAUCAGACAAUUACAUUCACUGCACUGUAGACAGAGAUGCAUUAGGUGAGCAGGUUAAGAAAUGGGACAUCGGAGCACACACUAUCCUGUUGCGUUAAAUGGGAAGUUCCUGGGUUCAAGGGAAGGAAGAAGAAGUCCAUUUUUGGAUUUAUACUAUAUGGCACUGUGAAGUGCAGAGCUUUUUCUGACAACAACUUAGAGGAGAAUGGUUAACAUCUGGAAACGCGUUAAUGCUUACACAUUCUUGUGUAGUAAAUAAAAAUAGAUAUCACUGAACACAGGGGCUGGAUCAGACCAAAGGUUUAGACAUUCAGCCCUCCAGAAAAAAUAGCAAUGCAUUUUUAUCAGAUUAUGAACAAAGGAGUACAAUCCGGUGCCCUCCAGAUGUUUUGGACUGAAACUUGCACCAGCCCCACUUAGUAGGCCAAUGGUCAGGGACGAUAGAAGCUGUAGUCCAAAGCAUCUGGAAGGCAAUAUGUUUGGGCAGGUGAUCAGGGAUGACUAUACUUGCUAGUUGCUCUUUUCUUCUCUCAUAUCAGGAGUCAGCUUGCGCAAUCGGCCUAAAGGCCGGCUUCCAAUCCCAAUGGUUAUCCUGCCGUUCAUGAAGCAUGGAGACCUUCACUCUUUUCUACUGAUGUCCCGGAUUGGAGAAAACCCUUUUGUAAGAUUCUCUCUCAUACCAGAUCUCUCACAGAAGAAUUAAUUGGAAGGUCACACGUCUUUAUUUGUUGAAUGUACACUAUGCAUCUUCUUGUAUUGGGGCAGACCUCUUAUACUCUGCAUUAAGUUCAGGCAUUCUACUUAUUGCUGUCAGCUGAAGACAAGUUACAAGCUUUGUUCAUUGCUCAGCAUAUAAACAUGUAAAGCUCAUCCAGGGCACCUCCAGACAUGUGUGUGUGUUUGCAGUUGUGUUCUGCAACAUUUAUUAAAUGCAAUGGAUGCAGUAACAGUGCAUUAGUUGUGGCCUUAUACUAGGCAGUCCAUACACCAUUCUGCUUUAUUAGUUCUGUGUUGAUUCCCCAAAGUUUUAUGCACUAUUGUUGGGAACUACAGCACAACAAAAGCAGGUUGAUUAAACCACCAGAACAUUUGUGAUAUAAGAAGUUAUAGGAUUUCAGCAGGAAGGUAUGUGAACUGCACUGACUGGAAACGAAACAGAAUGCCUGCCCUGAAACCUUUGCAGGGGCAAACGGUAUUGAGUGUGGGAUCCCAUGCAAUUAGCACAAAACCAUGAUGAGCACAAAUAAUCACGCUUGCACAAUAAAAGGAUGCCCAGAGGGGCAUGUAGUCAGAUUGGAGCUAGCCACUAAGAUUGUUUAAAUUAUAUAGUCCUGUGGAGUUCCAUUUUUCCUAACCCAGUUUCUCAUACAAUGUUUGCAACACAUUUAACUGAAACAUUUCUUUGAUGUGUCUAGAUCCAGCCUGGCUCUUCUAAUCAGAGUUUGUCAUCUCUGGAGUUGAUAACAAAUGGGAAAAUGCCUGAACAUAGCAUGGCGAAACAUCUGCAGUUUGUCCAAUAAUUGGACGUUUAAUAACUGUUCUUCUUUUCUGCAGAACCUGCCUCUUCAGACACUCUUGAAGUUUAUGAUUGACAUUGCUAGUGGCAUGGAGUACCUGAGCUCCAAAAACUUCAUCCACAGAGACCUUGCUGCUCGGAAUUGCAUGUAAGUCCACAAAGUCCUUAUUGGUUAACUGAAGCAUUUGCAGAGAUUAAGAGAAACAGAAAAGCUCAGUUGGGAAAGCCCAAGGCUCCCCAGGUGUGGCUGCAGCUGACUUAAGUCCAUGAAGGAAACUAGGUCAUGGAGAGCCUUUGUGAACAAUGAAACAAUUCAUUGAUUGCUUAGCUCUUGCAGGAGAUCCAAACAACAUUGCCUGCUGCUAAUGCAUCCAUUGCAGGAAAGUUGCAAUUUCCCAACAUUUAGACUAGUAUUUUGAGUUGACAAGGAAAAUGUGAUUUGCCUCCCUUCCAACGCCACAUGAGUGCUCUGAAAACGAUUGGGUGGGGAACUUUUGGCUGUCUAUAUACGUCAAAGUGCAAGUAGAUAAAUAGGUACCUCUCCAGCGGGAAGGUAAACGGUGUUUCCGUGUGCUGCUCUGGUUCGCCAGAAGCGGCUUAGUCAUGCUAGCCACAUGACCCGGAAGCUUUACGCCAACUCCCUCGGCCAAUAAAGUGAGAUGAGCGUCACAACCUCAGAGUCGGUCAUGACUGGACCUAAUGGUCAGGGGUCCCUUUACCCUUUACCUUAUAUUACUUGACUCCGGCCCACAUCAUCCCUGGGCACUGGCCAUGCUGGCUGAGGCUGAUAGGAGUUGGAGUCCAAUAUCAUCUGAAAGGCUACAGACUUCCCUUCCCUGCGCUAAUAUCAUGGAUGCAUCUUUCACACUUCUCCAUGGCAUGAGCCUCACACCUUCCCAACUCCCCAGCCUGAACCUGUGCCAUUUUGUCAUGUUUUUCCCCCAAUAUAUUCCCUGUGGGUGUGUACUCUCUUGUUGAAGUUCUUAGAUGUGACUAACCAAAAAGACAAGCAGCGAGCUCAUAUAACCCAGCUCUUAGACUGCCCACCAUUUCAGGAAGGUGGUGACAUUGACUCAGAAAGACAAGGCAAGGAGAAAUGUUUCAACAAAGGAAAAUGUGGGAAGGCUUGCAGGAGAGGAUAAUUUUUAUUUUUUUAAAGAAAGAUACAUAAAGGAAAAAGCUACUCCCCCCCCGCCUCAAAUUUUAUUUAUUGUUUAUUUUAUUUAGCAAAUGUAUAUACCUCUCAAUCAAAAGAAAAAUCUCUCUUAAGUGGCAAACAGUUUUCAAAAGUGUAACACAAUAUAAAAUUCAAAACAUGGGUAGAAUUCAGAAUCACGCUGUGACAAAUGUUCCCUCUGCACAAGCAUUUUAGUUUGCUAUAUGGAAGAAUCCCCCUCCCCUGAAUGUUGUUCUGGGGGCGGGAUUCUCAUGACCUUCCCCCCAAGACUUAUUUUUUCAGGGAGCCCUGUUGCAUAAGCGGAAAUCCUUGCACAAGGCUCCACUGAUAGGGCUUGUCAAGUGAAUCCCAUCCUUUAUUUUUACUGAGACGAGGCAGAUUAAAAUCAAACAGAGCCAUGAAAGUGUCAGAAGCAAGUCUGGAAGACCAUAAGGAGGAGUUGUGUUUGGCUGUUCCUAAGCAGAAACCCUCUUCUCUCUCCUAUCCCAUUCUGUGGAGAAUUGGAUAUUAUGGUACGGAUAUUAGUAUGCAUAUAGCACUUCAUCUUUUUCUUUUUUUUAAAUCUCUUUUGCAACAUUGUCUGGAGAGGUGUUUAGAAAAUUUAGACCAGUCAGAUAAGUGGAGCAACUGGAAAAAUCUAUAGCAACUUUGUUACACAGACGUAUGCUUGGGUACCAUUCUGCUAUUGUCAUGGGUAUUUCUCAUGAUAUCAGUGGCCUCUUCAGCCUUCCUCUCAGGGGAUGUGUGCUGGUCUUUGAGGAGCUGCUGGGAAGGAUGGGGAAGGGGCCUGUUGGGCCCUUCAAGAGCUGAUGGCUCCCCUGCUUCUUCUCACUCCUCCUUGAAGGAGGCAAGCUGAAGUGAAUCACCUCAUCUGUUUGAAACCAGCAUCCUCUCCCUGUCACAUAGGAAGGUGCCUUCUACUGAGGCAGACCAUUGGUUCAUCUAGCUCUGUGUUGUCUACACUGACUGGCAGUGGCUGUCCAGGCAGGAGUCUCUCCCAGCCUUACCUGGAGAUGCCAGGGAUUGAGGCUGGGACCUUCUGCAUGCAGGGCAGCUGCUCUUCCACUGAGCUAUGCCCUAUGGCCUUUAGACAUAGGUAGCUCACUUCCUAAGGUAAACAGCUGGGAGACUACCAGUCAUGCCGACUACUCAGCAGGUGUUAGCUGCUGAUGACUCAGGUUCACCAAUAGUCUUAAGCAUACUUAGCCCUGUGAGACUCUCAAGCCAGGGAAGGUGGUAGUGUUUGAAGGAGAAACCUGUACUUGUUGUUUUCUUCCUGAGUAUGCCAAGUUGCUUGAAUUCUUUUUUCUUCUUCUUUUUUGUUUCCUUUAGGUUGGAUGAAUACAUGAACGUGUGCGUUGCUGAUUUUGGGCUUUCAAAGAAAAUCUAUAGUGGAGACUAUUACCGCCAGGGCUGUGCCUCCAAGCUGCCAGUGAAGUGGCUUGCCCUGGAAAGCCUGGCGGACAAUCUCUACACAACACAUAGUGAUGUGGUGAGCCUUCUUUGCUCUUCCCAGGAGCACCUGUUUCCCUACGUACAAAUUCUGUUGCCGCAAAAACCAUGAAGAUUCUUGUGGCACCUUAAAGACGAUCACAUUUAUCCAGGCAUAAGCCAGGGUGGGGACCUCCAGCCUGCCAAGCCAAAUUUGGCCUGGCACAGGUCUCCGUUUGGCCUGCCAGGCCAUUUUCCCCAAGCCACACUCACCUGCCCCAAAUGUGAUGUCAGCUGUGGACAAGGGAUAUGUAUAUGGAAAUUGGGAGGCUCAAUUGCACAGGCAAUCCCUGCAGAAAGCAACUUGGCCUCCCCUAUGCUUGGCACUGGGAAACACUGAGCAAAGCACCUUGGAAGCCCUGGGCUAAUAUCACACAACGUUUGUGCUCAACGUUUCCCAGUGCCAAGCAUAGGGCUGGCCAAGCUGCUUUCUGUGGCAUUUGCCUGUGAUGAGGGACCAUCACGCUUCUCAGUCCAAAGCCAAUGCUGGCAAUUUUGCAAAAUCAAAGUGUGGUGUGCGUGUGAAAGUGCCUUGCACGUCACCAGGGCUGUGACGGAGCUCUGAAACAUAAAGCAGCAUGAAACAAAAGAAGCGUUUGCAGAGUUGUUGCUGUUCUUUAUAUCAUGUCAUCAGGGCACACAUGGUGCUUUUGACGCUAGGGGAACAACAGCGGAAAGGGAGGGAAGUGGAGGCAGGGGAAGAACACUGAGUCAUGGGAACUAGACGGUGGGCCAGAGGCACAGUGUUCUGUGGGGAACAUCAUUUUUUCUAUGAACUGAAGAAGAACCCUGCUGGAUCAGACCAAAGAUCUAUUUAGCCUAGCAUCUCGUUUCUCACAGUGGCCAACUAGAUGCUUCUGGGAAGCCCAUAAAGAAUAGCCCUCUCCUGCCCAUUCAUCCCCAACACACACACAUAAUGGAAAGAACACAUUUCUUACAUAUGUAUGCUGCCCAUUAUAACUUGGUUUUCUGUGCAGCUUCCGGAGACGUCACAAUACGAUUCACACCGUUCUAACAUGGUGCAAUUACUGAGGAAGAUCACUGAUUGUCAUAUUGUAUGCUACCCUGAGCUCCCAUGUAAGGAUACAAAUAUCGCAUUUUGUUAAUACAGCCGCGAUUGCUCUGCGAAAAGAAGACUGCCCCCUCUAGUGUAAUGUUGUGGUAGUCCUCAGCCGAAGAGGGAUGUUUGUGUUCAUUAACAACUGGAUUUUAAAAAGCAAUGAGUUACAUACCUAUUAGGAGUUAGUUGUCUUUUCUGGGCCUGUUAAAAUGAUACUCAGUUUGUGCAGGUAAAGAACCGCUUUUAAUAUUAUUUAGGAUUAUUUACAGAAGGAGGAAAGAUAGAAAAUUAUGACUGAAAGCACACUCAGACUGAACUGCCCUGGAACAGGAAAUCCAGGAAUCAUCUCUGUCCGAUUAUACUGGGAGCAAGACUGAAAAAAAGACGACUGAUAUUCUAAGCAUGUUUCUUCUCCUGAAAUUGUUUUUAAAUAUGCUUCUCCCAUUUGUUUAACUAUAUUUUCCCCCUCCCCUACUGUAUUUCAGUGGGCAUUUGGUGUGACAAUGUGGGAAAUUGUGACGCGGGGGCAAACUCCUUAUGCAGGCAUUGAGAAUGCAGAAAUUUACAACUACCUCAUCAGUGGAAACAGACUGAAACAGCCCCUGGAGUGCUUGGAAGAUGUGUGAGUAGUUUAUUAAGCCAUUUGGUUUUCCAAACAUGAACAUUUUCUUCUACAGUGCAGACCACACUAUGAUAAGCAGAAGUUCCACAAAAAUACUGCCAUACUUUGGGCCAGCUCAGAUAGGAGGAAGUCCCAUUGGGCUGUGCCCAUUGUAGAGAAUGCUUUCUUAAUGGACAGAGGGGUGGGUUGCAUGAUUUAAUUGAGAUUCUUCCAUAUUAUUUUGAUACUGUUCAGCUUGCCUUCAAUGUGCUUUUGCCAACGUGCUUUUGAAAAUGUAUUUUGCAUUCAAAACAGAAACAAAUCUGUUUAACCACUGUGUUCCACUGGGCAGAGGGAACACACACUGGUAUGCAGCUUUUAUUUUUGAAAUAUAAAUAUAUGUUCCCAGUGCAGCUUACACAGCCUUUGGUUGUCCCGAGGUGCUUCUUUUCUCAUUUUGUUUUGUUCUGUUUGUCGUGCAGCUACGAUCUCAUGUGCAGAUGCUGGCAUUCAGAACCUAAACUACGCCCCAGCUUCGGAGCCCUGAAACUGCAACUAGAAAUGAUCUUGGCCAGACUGUCUUUGCUCUCAUCCAGUCAGGACCCCUUGUAUGUCAACAUUGGGAAGCCACAAGAAGCCUACAGGAAUGACCCCUCAAUGGAUUGUCCCUUUGGAACAUUGGACGGUGACGUGAACAUUGCAGGAGCAGCUGCUGCCGCUGUCACGAGUGACUAUCGUUACAUCAUGAGCCCCUUGUGCCUUGGGAGUGAUGCUGAAAGCGAAAGGCAUCCGGACGCAUCUGAGGGGGAAGCCAGGAGCCUUCUUUAUGAUUUGGAGAUGGGACCAAAACGAUGUUAGCCUGAAAGGAAGGGAGGGGGGGGAAUGACACUCCACUCUCCUCCAAUAAGAUGUGUGCAUUUUUAUCAUCAUCUGGUACUGCUUUACAAAGACAGUUGUAGGCUGCUUUUAACCAGCAUAGGUAGCUGUAAAAUGAGCUACUUCUGCAGCUGUUUGAGUUGCUGUGGCUCAUGCUCAAAAUGACCACAAAUCUUUAUCACCUAUUGGCCUUCUGAAACUAACUUCCUGCAAUGGUGAAAUGAAAUCCAGUGGGAGUGGCCUAGUCUGUACUUACAGCCAGCGAAUGCCUGUUUGUCAACCGAAUUGAUAAUGGAAUAUUGGAGUUGAGCAGGGUGCUACUCAGCAUUCUCUCUUUUUUGGUAAGAUUUUCCAGCUCUGAGCAAGGAAGAUUGGGACCAGCACAUGUGGUGGGGAAAUGAUCUGCUAUUGAUGGAUACUGUAUUUAAGGGCGUGAGGGGGAACAGUAGUUUAGCAGUACCACCUAGUCCUCUUGUCUACCUCAGUGGUUCUCAAACUGGCUGCUUCUGUACAAUGAAGAAAUCUUGCGCCGUUUCUCAGAUUGUUACAGUAUUUGGUUGUUGGAUGGAAGCAUUCCUCAAGGCUGGCAGCUAAGCAGCAACAUGCAGGCACGGUUUUUGCCAGCCUGAUACCCUCCAGAUCUUUUCUGGCUACAGUUCCUAUCAGCGCCAGGCAGCGCAGCUGAUGGGAUUUGUAGAAGAAAACAUCUAGAGGCCACCAAGUUGGUGAAGGCUGUUCUGACAUCUCCCUGCAGAGUUGGCCUUCUCCCGCACUGCAGGACUGGGUUUUCUUGUCUUUCUUUGCUUUUCGAUGUUUGACGUGAAGUUGGUUGUACGCACAGUUGCCUUGUCAGCAAAACUCUAUGACAGGGUGACAAAUGCAUACGGACGAAACCAAACUUCAGACAGACUUUGAGAGACCAGUGUAGGACAAGCAGUUAGCACAUGGGAAAAUUUGAUACUAAGGCUGCAGUAGCAUACUUACCUAUCUCGGAAUAAAUCCCACUGAACUCAGUGGGACUUACUUCUGAGCAGACAUGUCUAGGAUAGCGCUGUGUGGACAAAGUACAAAAAGUGCAUAUACGAAAAGGAGGUCUAUAAUGAUAGUAAGAGGCAGAACUUUAAAUUAAAAACAGACGUUUAUUUUAUAAACUUUAUCCUAAAAAAAUUAAUAUUAGCUGCAGCAAGGAAAUUGCUCAGUUGACAUCAGCAGAAAAACUCAGUAGGUACCAAUGGAAUGCUUUCCAUGCAGAGAAGUAGUUUUCAGUCAGAAAGACUUUGAGAAUCACUGGCUUACUUCAUUAGAGGUUGUUCCAGCAUUCUGCAGAGAUUCAACUGCAUUGGAGCGUAACUUCACGUAUUUUGGUAACCUUACAGAAGGAAAUGUUCAUUUUUGAGCUCUCAUUUUUCCAAUAAGCCUGUUUUGAUUAAUCAUAACUGAAAAGAAUAACACGCGCUUUGAAGAAGACUACUUUGACAAUGUGUAAAUCAGUCAGUGUUUCUGUAUGUUGCUGUUCCUAACAUAAGGUAUGCCUAGGGCAUUACACCUUACCAUGGCUGCCUGAAUUUUUAGCAAACCUAAAUUCUUCCUAUUGGGCUGUUAGAAAAAUUCCCUGAUGCAGCAGUACUCAAUAUGCAGCCACAGAAUCGCAUUGGGUGCAUCAAUUUUUAAAUUACGUAUUUUUCGGUCCAGCUGGUUUCCAUGAGAAUGCUUAACGUAUGUGUAGCUCUCUGCUGUUCGAAAUCCAUAGGUAUUAAAGCGGUGGGAGCAGGGGUAUUGGAUCAUGCCUAGUAUUAUAUAUGUUUCCAGGCUGCAGGUCUCUUAUAGCAGAGAUGGGGAACCUGUUGACUUUCCCAAUGUUAUUGUAUUCCUAACUCCCACCAGCCUCUGCCAGUAGGGUCAAUGGUCAUGGAUUUUGAGAACAGUUCUGCAACAAUCUUCCCCAUCUCUGCCUUAGAGGCUUUUGGCACAACAAAACUCCACCCAUGGUAAGAGAAUACCACUGAUAAUAUGUUUGCAUUAUUAGUUAUGCUUAGAGCUGUUUUUCCUAUUGGGCUUACUGGCGCGUUGCGCCAGGGCGCUGGCCUCUCAGGGGCACCACAGCGAGUGGGGGAGCUGCGUGCCUUUGCCAGCGGCCCCCCCUUUCCCUGCACGCCUGCCAGCUGUGCCGCGCCAACUAUAUGCCUGGCAGGCUGCAGCUUCCUUCCCAAGCCUCCGCGGAAAGUGAGCGACCCCCACAGAGGCUUGGGAAAAGGUCAACAAGUCGACAACUUUGGAAAAGAGGGGGGCCUUGGAGGGAUCUUUGCACCAUGACACCGGAUAUGCCUAAGACGGCCCUGGUCAUGCUUUCCUUUUUUUGCUGUUUCAUUUAGUGCUCACUGAGGCUACAUUUCUUCCUGCCCCUUGUGAAACAAGGUAAUCUAGAAUUACUGGAAUUCAAACCACCAAACAGAUCCUCCUGAGAGACACUGACAAGGCCCCUUCUCACAUUCCGUUUACCACUUUCAGGUUUUAACCAGUAAUGUUCACAUAUGCUUUUCUAGAUGGUUAAAAGACUGGAGGGGUCACUCUCAUGUGCCAGGAACUUUGCAGAGUCAAUAACUCAUCAAAGCUUUUCCAUCUCUGCCCCGCCUCUAGCACCAUCCUUCAGCAUGACUACGAAACAGAAGCCGGGACGGGGAGAGGCGGGCUAUGCAGCUGGAACUAGGCCCUGUUCUCUCCUUUUAUGCAACAGUAACCAUGCUGAUUGUGUGAACAAAGGAGUGGCUAAAGGUCUGGUGGUUUGCAUUAAGUUUUCGUGAAAAGCAAGCAUAGAAAUAUUACACGUAUUAAUAAAUCUGUGAACCACCUUGAGAUCGGCGGGUGAAGGGCAGUAUACAAAUUCAAUUAAUAAUAAUAAUAAAGAAACAGCAUGAGCUAGGGGGAAAGUUCUUGAUUUGUGCAAACAUCAUCAGUGGUAUGCUUUUAUUGCCCGUGGUAUCUGUUGUGCAUAUGGGCUUCCCAUCAUCACAACACUAUGUUACCAAAAGCAAGUAAUAGAUGUGUUGCUGGUGGUAUGAGUUAAAAAUGGUUUUAUGAGUUAAAAAUGGUUCUAUGCAGUCAAUGCUGAGAAAGCCAUAUUCUGUGUUCUGGAAUGAAGCAUUAGAUUUGGGAUCAAAAAAUUUCAUUAGAACAGUUCCUCUAUCUACUUAACAAAACUCACCAGUUCCUCUACAAAAUAUUGUGAUGGAAGCCCAAGUUUCAAAUUAUACUUCUGAGUCUGAAUGCAUAUGUGAAAUAAGUAUUUUGCAAUUUCCAGCGUGGAAAUUCUGCAGCAUACUGCAGUUGUUUGAACCUGGGAUUUUUAUGGACACUCACCUGAUUGAAUUAAGACAGUCAAAGCAACUGUCCUACAGAAACCUUCCCAAUGAAUGGCCUAUGCAAUAAUUCAACAUGGGUGUCGAGUGGAGUUUGUUAGACGUUAUGCCCUGCCUCCCUCAAGUUUACUAAACAUGUUUACAGGAGACUGGUGAGAACAUAGUUCUUAACCAAGUGCUGCCUUCUCACCAUACCUGUGCUCUCAUAGCAAGCAGUGUGAAACAUGUUGUUUAACAGACUGACCCUUUAGUUCCAGUAUUCAAGAGUGAGCGUCUUUGCUUGUGUGAUCAGAACAGCAUCACCCACACACAAGAGGGAAGUAUCAACAGGUUAAAAGUUUGAAGUACCAAAAAUAAUGAAGGGGAAAACAAACCUAAGAGGGACCCUAAAGAGGCCUGAGCAUGCUCAGUGGCUUAGAAUGCUGCUUGAAUGUGGGGAGGUGGGAUGGAACCCUAAACAGAAGCAGUCCAUGCUGCAACCUUUUGUUGCAGCUCCCACUUGUGCCUCUUUCAUUCGGAAUUAAGUCUCAUGAGUUCAGUGGGAUUCAUUCCCAAACAAAUGUGCAUCAGAUUGCAGCUUAUGUUUCCUGCAGCAGCCACCUAGCAAGCAGAGCAAGUGUAUAUAUAAAAUCUAAUUUUCUGAAGCAUGUCAUUAGUUUUUAUGCUUUUUUAAAAUAAAAUAUGUACUGUGUCUU
Podarcis lilfordi (Lilford's wall lizard) is the source of this 63012-nucleotide messenger RNA. The record is from the annotation of a GenBank genome assembly. NCBI's taxonomy places the organism in Eukaryota, Metazoa, Chordata, Lepidosauria, Squamata, Lacertidae.